Messenger RNA from Pelobates cultripes (western spadefoot toad), 60265 nucleotides. The record is from the annotation of a GenBank genome assembly. Lineage: Eukaryota; Metazoa; Chordata; Amphibia; Anura; Pelobatidae.
CCUGUAACGUUCUACACUCUCCUCUCGCGGCACAUCGGGUGUUAAUUCCUCUGCAGUGAUGCAGGGGCGGCACGCAGAGUGUUAAUUCUUCUGCAAUGUUGCAGGGUGACUGAGAUAUGGUUUGGUUUCAGCUGAUGUUCUGUCAGCAGGGGAGGAGGGCACCACCAGCUAGAGUGGAAUGGGAGUCACGUGACGCUCGCUCUCUCUCUCACUGAAAAAGAUCUUGCAGAAGUGAAUGCUCUGCCAAUGGCAAUGCAGGGCUGCAGAGCAGGAUAAGGCAUUGAGCUCUGCACAGCACUCGCAGUCAACAUCGUGGCAGUCUAAAAAAAACAGAGAGGGAGCAAGCACCAUGUCUCAGAGGUGGUUUGACCGGGUGAGGGUGCCCGAUUCUGCACCCACUGGAAUGCACAGAGCAAUGUUGGUAAAGUCUGGUAAGUAUGUGCCUCUUAUUACUUCAUCUAAUCUCCCAAGGGGGGCAGGUGACCUGGGCAGUGGGUGUUUCUGACCCCCCUUCCAUUCAUAUCCCUGUGUUGGUGUGAUUGCAUGGCUUGGGUCUGUGGCUAAUACCUGCAUCGCCCCUUGGAAACAGACAGAGAGACCUGUUAAUCAUUGUUGUGGUAAAUCAGAUCCUGCUGAAAUGAAUAGAGGGCACGCAUUGGGACAUCGUUUGCUUUCAGCAUACAUCACCCCAUUUGCCUCUUGAGUGUGGGGUUGUUUUUUUUUAGGAUUUUAUUUUUCAUUUUAGUGGAACAUGGCUCUAGGUGAUGAUGUCAGGGCUUGUUUGUUGCUUCUGGAUUCGUACAAAUAGAAAUAUCUUACAAAGGUUAAACUAUGUCUUGUUUUGUACAAGCACGUCUUCUGUAUGGGGUUAGGAUUUAAGAGGUUCUGCAGCAGCUGCACGGUUAAACCUAUGUGUGCAUUAUAGAGAGAGUGAAUCUUCCUAGUGACUAAGGGGUUCUAUAUUGGCAAGUUUCACUAUGAAGUUGGCAGUCCAGAAAUCUAGAUAAUCAUAGGAGUGGAUGGAUUAUGCUGGUGACUGAUUCCACGAGAAGAGGGCUAUGAGAUAAAACACCCUAUAGAUGUACUCCAGCUCACCGCCUAUGAAAUGGAAAUUCCUAUUCUCUAGAUUACAUACCAUGUACUUUUGGAUCCUCUGUGAGACUAUUUCCUGAGACCAGAUUACAACAAGUGUAAUUUGUUAAUCAAUGCAGAAUAGCCAUGCAACUAGCACUUAAAGGGUUACUCAAACCAAAAAAACAGUGUUUUAAAGGGACACUACAGUCACCAGAACAACUACAGCUUAAUGUUUGUUCUUCUGGUGUCUACAGCCUGUCCCUGCAGGCUUUGUAAUGUAAAUACUGCUUUGAGAAAAGGUAGUGUUUACAUUACUGCCUAGUAACACCUCUAAUGGUAGUCACUCAGAUGGCCACUAGAGGUGCUUUCUAAGUCAGUGAUGAGCACAUUUAGCAUCUCCACGCUGUGCAUGGAGGCGCCGAACGUUCCUCAUAGAGAUGCACUAAUUCAAUGCAUCUUUAUGAGGAGAUACUGAUUGGUGUAGCAUUUGCCACAAAUGCAUAAUAGCCUCCCAAUGCUUUCCUAUGGGAAAGCUUUGGAUUGUCUGAGAUCAUCACGUUUGAGUGACCAUCGGACCUACGUGACCAUGGAAAAAGGUGAGUUUUAUAUCUUUUUAACCUGAGCCGAGAGGGGCUUGAGGCCUAAACUGCGGUUUCCAAACUAUAGUGUCAGGAAUAGACGCUUGUAUUCCUGAUACUAUAGUGUUCCUUUAAAAAAAUAAAUAAACCAAUGAUUUUGGCUGGUGUAACCUCCCCUAGCAUUGGUCUGCCCCUUCAAAACUAAAUAAAUGCUAAAACUUACCUUGGUUCCAGCGGGGGAAGAGGCCAGGUUUGUCGGAAUGAUGAAAGGAAAGGGAUGGCAUGGGCUUUCUGGCACCAGUAAGCUAUACAUGUUGGCAAUUUUGUGCAAUUUUGCACAGAAUUAACAUUUGUUCCUGGCUAGCUAUUGAUGCUACCUGAGGUUGAAUUACACCUAGUAGGAAAGAUUUUUUGUAAAGCACAUUACAUCGUUUUAUAAAAAAAAUAAAAAAAUUCAGCAACUUUGAAUUAGAAAUAUUAUGGGAAGCUAAUACAACUAAAAUAAAUGCUAAACAUUAACACAAUUAGUUAUUUGCAUUUAGCUUCAGUACCAUAGUAAUCUAAGCAGACAGUGUUCAUAAAAUUUCAUAACUAUAAAUAUAUUCACAAAACUGUUUUAGUUACAUGUUGACUAGAUGGUAAAACUGUACACGUGUUCUUUAAACAUGUGAUUUUGUAAAAGUGCAAUUUUACUAAGUAUUUAUCUUAGUAGCACAAUUAUGCUUUAGAGUUUAUGCAAAGGCAUUUUGUCCCCCUUGUCAAUGUAGCGAUCUGGGUGCAGGGUCCUCUAGUUUUAACCCUUGUAAACCAUUGCAGUUUAGUAAAUACGGCAAUGCUUAUAUUGCAGGGUUAAAUACACCUCUAGUAGCGGUCUACCUGACACUCAUUAGAGGCCCCUCCACUGUGAGACCUGAGUUGCGCAUGCACUUUUAGUGCCCAUUGGAUUGGACUGUUCGAUCUGUCAGUGUGAUGUCAUAGGAGGCAGGACAAGCAACUGCAGGGAAAUUUUUUUAAGAAGUACUCUAUUUCCCCCCCCCCACCCCCAAUUUUAUUUAAAUUUAGGGGGACCCUGAAUUUUAAUAAAGAGAAGAACAAUGUAAUGUUAGGACUACAGAUUUGUAUUACUAAUGCUAUAGAGUUGCUCUGUCACCCACUAGUCACUUAAAGGGACACACCAGACAUAAAAGCAACCUAAUCUAAGUUAAUUUGUUAUGGUGCCCAGGCCACUGGAAGCACUUUUAUCUCAAGUGGUUAAAUUGUUCUCAAACGGUUUAACCCCAACGUUGCCACAAGCGGUGAUGACCACUCACCCCCACCACCUUCCCACUUCCACCAGCAGCAUCCGGUUUCUGAAAUUUCAGAUUCAGGAGUGCUGCCGGGCAGAGGCUAAGAGCCGUCAACUGAUGCUCUCAAGCAAUCAGUGACCCCCCAUUCACAAAACUGGCUUGAAAAAGCUUGUUUCUUUUCAAACCAGUUUUGUGAAUAGGGAGUCACUGAUGGCUGAGAGCAUCAGCUGACCACUCUCAGCCAUUCAGUGGUGCCCCUCCCCAGUGGCACUCCACACUUCCUGAAAUUGAUAUUUCAUAAGCCGGAUGCUGACAGGAGGGGGGGUGCACAUCGCCGCUAGAGGCAACGUAGGGGUUAAAUCGUUCAAUAACGGUUUAACCGAUUGAGGUAAAAGUGCCUCUGGGGGCCUCGUGGCACCAUAGCAACAUCAUUUAAUGAAGUUAUUUUGGUGCCUGGAGUGUCCUUUUAAGGAGUAUUUCAAAAAGAUAGAAUUUUGUUUAUGAAAUACUUAAUGUUGACUGUGUUGGAAUUUCGUUGAAAUUCAAAAAAAUAUAUGAAAAAGUAGAGACUACAUUGUUUUAUGGGCUAAGAUGCAUAGAGUCAACUGUCACUUUUUCUUGGUUCCUACAGCUGUGGUCUAUGAAUCAUUAUACCUUGAAUAGAGAAUUAAAAUACAGAAUGCUAAAGAUUUGCCUUUAUAUUUUUUUCCCCAAAUAACAUGCAUAAUAAGCAGAAUGUGCAAGAAUACAUAUAAUCUGCUAUUGGUCUUAUAAAGAAACAAUUGUUAUUUUUGGGAAGGAAGUUUCUGAUUCUGACAGUGCAAUCAGAAUGUAAGCACCCACACACUGUUGGCAGGGCACAUCAUGUACCUAGUGCCCUUGCUACCUCCUCCUUCCCAGAGUGCUUAUCAACAUUCCUGUACAUCAAGCAUGUCAAACUCAAAGGCUAACACGGGCCAAAUAAACAAGGUUUAUGUGGGCCGCAAAAGAACAAAAACAUCAGUUUUAAUAGAAACGUAGGUUUAUUUCGAAAAGUAUAGUAUAAAAAAAGUUGCCUAACUGACACUGGACUUCCUCAUGCUUGUUGGGCUUCAAAGUAAACAAAAGAGCGAAUUUAUAUUAAGGAGAUGUGCAUUUGCAUAUAACCAACGUUUCAGUUCAACUACCUUGACAUAUUAAGAAAUGUUUGGUAAUGGGACUGAAAUGGUGAAUGUAUGCUAUUGCACAGCUGUAAAAAACAAAUUACAUUAUCUUGUUUAUUUUGAAGUUCUAUGAGUGUGUUCUUCACUUUGGCUGAGAUCAUCAAACUUGAUGAUCUCAGCCAUUCCAAUGCUAUGGAGGCUAUUGAGCAUGUGUGGCAAAGAGCUGCACGGCCAUACAGCAUCUCCAUGGGAAGCGUUCAGCGCCUCCAUGAAGACCCAAUCUAACACACUGCCCCUCUUCCCAUUAUAAUGCACCGCCCACAAAUCCAAUACGUUGCACCCCUCUCUCCACUGUUAUACACUUCCCCCUUCACCCAAUCUAAUACAUUGCCCCUUAAUCUAAUACACUGCCCCUCCUCCCUCCACUCUAAUUGAAUAGGCUGCCCCCCACUCCACACUGCCCUCCCUACCACUAAUUUAACACACUAGCCCCUUCCCCAAAUGAAUACAGUGCCCCCUCCCUCCCUCAAAUAAACAAAAUACACUGGCCCCCUACCCUCCUCAAAUAAAUGCACUGCCCCCUCCCCGAUUUAUCACAAUGGCCCCCUGACUUCCCCAAACCAAUACAGUGCCCCCUCCCUCCGAUUAACGUACUGCCCCCCUCCCUCCCAUUAAUACCCUCCCCUCUCUCCCUUCCAUUAAUAAACUGCCACCCCUUCCUCCCUCCCAUUAAUACACUGCCCCCCUCCCCAAUGUAAUACACCGUACCUUCCCUCUCUUAAAUUAAUACACUGCGCCCCCCUCCCAAUCACUGGCGUACAUACCGCCAGGUAUGAAUGCCAGUUUGCCAGCCUCUUCUCCUGGGGGGCCCAGGAGCUGGCAGUGCUGUCACCGGACGGGCAGGCGCACGAGGGAGCAUUCUCCCCUGAGCGCUCUCUGCCCAGUGGUCCUAUAGUGGUCCUUUAAGUGUAUGUAUCUGCAUGCAGUGGCGCACAUGUGCCCGCCGCCAUGUGUUGCAGCCCGCGCAGAGUAAGCGAGGGGGGGGCGAAUCAAUUUUCGCACCGGGGCCCCGUGGAUAGUUUGUACACCACUGCUCCCAUUAAUACACUGCCCGCCUCUCCCUCAAGAGAGAGUGUGUGACAAGUAGGUGGAGUGUUAAAAAAAUAAAUAAAUAAAAAAUCUGUGAAAUCUUAAUACCUAAAGAGGAAUCAUCACAAUCUAAAUUUUAGCACAAUCUAAUGGCUAUCUAAAAGGAUUUCUCCACCUACACAAGUAGAAGCAUCCUUUUAUUUUUUAUUUUUACUGCCGCCGAGUAAUUAACUCAAGUAAUCAAUGAAAUAGCCACUGGGGUGAAGUAACAAGGGAAUGUCACUUCUUUGGAAGUGGCAGUUCCUCUUGCACACCAUAACAAUUUCAUUGUUAAUAAGUUGUUAUGGUGGUAGCAGUGCUUGGGUACUGUCUUACUGCCAGGGCUUUAGCCCUUUACAAAUGGUUUACCUCUGAAGUUGCACCAUUAGCCCUCAAUACUCCUUGGCUGCCACACAGUACAGGAAGGAUUUGUCUUGGCAGCCAAUGGUAAACUGAGGGCGUCAGCCAGCAGUACUGUUAUUAGCAAUGUGCGUCCAGUUAUAGGCUGACAACAUCAGGUGAAACUCUCAGCCCAUCACUGAACAAACAGGAAAAAACGUCUCUACUGGAUAACAGUUUAACCCCUAAAGGUAAGAUUGCGCCCAUUGACUAUAGCCCCCAUAACAAAGUAAUUGAGAUUAAAUUAUAGGGGCUUAAAAAGUGUUUCUUUCUCCAGUGUACAAUAUAUGAACAAAGAAAAAAAAAACCAUAGUGAACCCCGUGUAACACAAUUUACAGCCAAGGUCAUAAAUGAAAACUCACAUAAAUUAGACCCAUUAAAACAAUUGGCUCUGGUUGAAUAAAUUACUGAACCAACAAUGCGGUCUCACAAGUGUUGAACCUUAAAUGGAAAUAUGUAUAUAGGAUCUCACAGUAAAUAGGCUGGAAAACAAUUCAGCAGAAGCAUAGAGAGGUGUAUGGGUAAACUCACAUGUGUAUGAGCCCAAAACACAGUCUCAAACUAGUCACACAAUAUUUACCAAAGUGUUCAGAAAAGUGGUGUUUUAAUUUCAUCAUCAGUUCCAAAUAAAGACUUCUGAAUAUAGAGUAGUAGAGAAAAAAACAAACUCAGACUGAAUACAAGCCAUUUUUCAGCAACUGAUUUAUCAGAAAUGAUGGUAAGGGAUUAAGAGAAGAAACAAUGAAAAAAUAUAACAAAUAGCACAAAAAAACUUAAAAAUUAAAUGUAAAAGAUUCAGUAACCGUUUUCCUAAAUCUCCACCAAUGGUGCGUGAAAUGUAUAUCUGCCACUCAUUUGAAAUUCUCUUUACAUGGUUUUAUAAAUACUUUUUCUUUCAUCGCAUUGUUAAUAGUAAAUGACUCCUAAACUAUACAAAUACAGAUUGUUUUACUGUAUUUUAUCAUAGCUAAUGUUGUCUUCAGAAGUAUGGAGGAUGUCACCCUUAUUGACACCAUGAUAUUUUCUGUUUGAGCUGACGUUGUGGGCUCAUACAAAUGUGAGUUUACCCUUAUAUCUCUUAACCAUCCUACUGAAUGUUUACAGUCUAUGCUAUUUAAUUCCAUACAUGUGUUACCAUGUAUGGUCCAGUCCACCAUAUGUCCAAGGAGUGCAGCAACCUUAUUGGCUCAUAUAUCUAGUGUUUUAUUGGCUCUAGUUUAUAUGGGUGUUCUUGUGACUUUCACUACAUAUAUAAAGUGUUAUAGAGGCUUAACUAUGGCUUGUUUAUGUAUUGUACACUGGAGAGCACUUCACCUAUUGUCACUGUUUUUCGUUAUUGGUGUUUUAGUGGUUAUUGAUCGUACUACUUGUUCAAAUAGCACUAUUUUGUAUAAUAAUUUUGAUAUCAAACCAAAUCUUAACGUAUCUAUACAUGUUGUUGGAUGCAAAGUUGUUAAUUUUCAUGUACAUUAUCAUUUUCUUUUGAUGAUCCAAAUGAAUGAUUCUAUGUAAUUAACACCCCUUUGAGAUUGUUUAUAUCUUGCAAAUUAAGAGUUAUGACAACUUUAUGCAGCUUGUCAUGGCAAGUGACUUUUUUUAGAUUAAGUGCAUAAAGUGGCAGCAGGAGUACAAGAAAAAUAUGAUAACGAGAGAAACUGAAUACAUAGUGGACUUUGAGAUUUUUUUUCUAGUUGAGCAUCUUAUAUGAGAAUUUCACUUUUAAUUCACUUGACCCGAGAGUUCUCGCUUUAGUUUAGCCUUGUAAGUGUAAGAAAUUAGAACUGUCACUUUAACAGAAAUCCCCUACCCCUUAGACCAGGGGUCCUCAAACUGUGGCCCACCAGAUGUUGCUGAACUACAACUCUAAUAAUUCUCUGGCUAUCUAUGUAAUUCAAAGAAUCAUGGGAGUUGUAGUUCAGCAACAUCUGGAGGGCCACAGUUUGAGGACCCCUGCCUUAGACUAUGACUACAGUUAUGCCCAAAAGUUUGCAGACCCUUGGAGAAUUGGUAAUAUAAGUUCCAAUUUAAAAACAAAUAUGAGUGAGUAGGCAAAACACAUUUCUUUUAUUUCUUAUGGAAUUCAUAUACAACUGUAGGGUAUAACAGAAUAGCACAAUCAUAAAACAAAACAUGGCAACAAAGAAAAAAAAUUUAAUGUCUUCAUACUCAGUUCUUAAUAUUGUGUAUUGCCCCUUUUAGCAUCAAUGCAAGCGUGCAGUCUUUUGUAAUAGUUGUCUAUUAGGCCCCUAAUUCUUGCAGGUGGUAUAGCUGCCCAUUCGUCUUGGAAAAAUGCCUGCAGGUCAUGCAAAGUCUUUGGUCGUAUUGCAUGAACCGCACAUUUGAGAUCUCCCCAGAGUGGCUCGAUGAUAAUUAGGUCAGAAGACUGUGAUGGCCACUCCAUAACCUUCACUUAUUUCUGCUGUAACCACUGGAGGGUCAACUUGGCCUUGUGCUUAGAGUCAUUGUCAUACUGGAAAGUUCAAGAGCAUCCCAUGCACAGCCUUCGUGCAGAAGAAUGCAAAUUGGCUGCCAGUAUUUUCUGAUAACAUGCUGCAUUCAUAUUGCCAUCAAUUUUCACAAGAUUCCCAAUGCCUUUAGAGCUCACAUCCCCCCAAACAUCAGUAAGCCACCACCAUGCUUCACAGUGGGGAUGUUAUUAUUUUUACUAUAGGCCUUUGUGACGGUAGUCACCGUCACUGGGGAUGGAAGACAGACACUAUGUGUGGGUCCCUAGAUUCCUUUUGUGUUUUAGUCACCCUGUGCCCUUUAUUGGUGCAGGGUAUGUUGAAUGUAUUGUUUGUCUGUGCCUCUCUCCUCCCCCUUUUUCCUGUCCUAUUGUUUCCUCAGCAGGGCAUUGUCCCAGGGACACUGCCAGACCAGUUUGAACUAACUGCCCUGUUCCUCCUCAAUCUCCCAUCAGCCCUUACUAUUGCCUUACCCCACCCUUGUACUAUAGUGCUCUUAUCAACCUGUUGUAUGUAAAUGAGACUGUUGGGGGCUUAAAAUAUGUGUACUAUAUUCAUUAAAGUUAGUUGUUGUUUUAACCUUCACCAAGUGUUGUCUGGUAUUUGGGGAAAUCUGCUGAUGGAAAGUGCGUCCAGGGCUAUAAAAACAGUAGUCUGGUCCAGGGUGGAAAAGGCCCUCAGUGAUCCCAGUCAAGCCUCGUCGACUGUGUCUGAAGUGCUCCAGGGUCCCUGAUAGCUACAAGGAAGCAGACUUGGCAGAGGUACUCGGCCAGAGUACUGGACCUCCGUCACAGCCUUGUUGACCCCUCUCCAAGCAUACCGGUUAUGGUUUUGACCAUAAAGCUCUAUUUUGGUCUCUCCACUCCAAAUUACAGUGUGCCAGAAGGCGUCAGAGUGUCAAGGUGUUGUCGGGCAUAUUGUAACCGGACUUUUUUGUGGCAUUGGCGCAGUAAUGUCUUCUUUUUGGUAACUCAACCAUGCAACUCCUUUUUAUUCAAGUAUCAUCAUAUUUUGCUCCUUGAAACAACCACAUUGUCUUUUUCCAGAGCAGCCUGUAUUUCUCCUGAGGUUACCGGUGGGUUUUUCUUUGUAUCCUGAACAAUUCUUCUGGCAGUUGUGGCUGAGAAUUUUCUUGGUCUACCUGACCUUGGGUUGGUAUCAAGUCAUCCCCGAAUGUUCCACUCCUUAUAAGUAAUUGAACAGCACCGACUGGCAGUUAAAAGGCUUUGGAUAUCUUUUUAUACCCUUUUCCAUCUUUAUAAAGUUCCAUUACCUUGUUACGCAGGACUUUUGACAGUUCUUUUCUGAUCCUCAUGGCUCAGUAUCUAGCCUGCUCAGUGCAUCCCCGUGAGAGCUAACAAACUCACUGACUAUUUAUACACAGACAGUAAUUUCAAUUUAAAAAGCCACAGGUGUGGGAAAUUAACCUUUAAUUGCCAUUUUAACCUAUGUGUGUCACCAUGUGUGUCUGUAACAAGGCCAAACAUUCAAGGGUAUGUAAACUUUUGAUCAGGGUCAUUUGGGUGAUUUCUGUUAUCAUUAUGAUGUACAAAGGAGCCAAGCAACUAAAGGAUAAUAAGUGGCUCCAUAUGAUCAUUAUCCUUCAAUAAAAUAUUUUUUUUUGCAUGUUCAGUCAUAAUUUUUAAAAUCAAUUCCAAAAUAUCACAAUUUCUGCCAGGGUUUGCAAACUUUUGAGCACAACUGUAUAUAAUUUGUUGUGUCAGAAAUGCCUCUGCCACAUGUUCUUGGAGGGGCCUGCUUGCCAGCCUUCUGCCAAAUGACUAUGGGCCCUUUAAAAACGUAUGUGAUUUAUGUACUUUUGUACUCCAGAAAGAGAGACCGACUGUUGGUCCUAAUGCCCUGGAACUGUUGACUUCCAUGGAAAUCCCGAACCCCUGAACCGAUCUGGGUGAUUGGAUAUGUUGGUCCCCCAGAUUGGAGCGAGUGAGGUUUCCAUUUGUUUUGGGGAUACUUUAGGGUUAUUGUAAAAUAUGUUUUCUGUGCCUGGAGAUAAUUGAGUUUAGUACAGUUCCUAACUUGAUUAUCUCUCAGGCACAGGGGAGGCAUUAUCCUGUUUUGUGUGGGAGUGUGCUGGACCUGAGAGCCAAUGUAAUAAAUUACAGUGUUUACUUAGUCACAGUCCCCUCUCAGGUCCAGUGGGAAAUGCGCCUGGGAUAUGUUAUGGAAAACCCCUUGCAUGGGGACUUGCAUAUAAGGCCAGUUGUGGCUGCCAUUAAACAGUUCAACUUCACCCUCAACACAGAACCGCGUCUCAUGAUUGUAGGGAACAUCUGCACUUGUCUCCAAGCCGGCCGGAGUCAAGAAGCAAUAGAUCCACUUCCAGAUUCUCCUCUGCAUGUUUACUAUAUGCCCGAUUUUAACUUCACAAAUGUGAGUGGUUUUAAUCUUUUACACAGUGCACUAUGGCUCUUCAUUUUGUAUUUUAGAUCGAUGUGAAGAUCCAGUAAAUGUAGGUCUAUUCCAAUGGUCUAUAAGUGUAUUGAUUGGAAGGAUACUUCUACUUUUAUGGGACUAUCGUCUGCUAGUACCAUAUUACUAGCUCUUGUAAGAGCUAUCCUGCUAUACUCUCUGGAGUAGGAGAGGUCUACCCACUGGAAGCUGGAUCCCUGACUUGGGUCCAGUGUGGGUGUAGGACAGCGAGACCCCAGCCAAGUUGUGGCGGCUAAGGGUCUACAGUGCUGAUGGUGUCUGGUGGAGUGCUUGGAAGUACUCAGAGGUACUAGGAAGCAGUAAUUGGCAGAGGCACCCUGUUGGGGUGCCAGGCGGUCCGUCACAUAUAUAUCAUAUAGAUAAUGGAUAUAUUCAGUUAAAAAUUUUAAGAUAUCAACUCACCUCCUCUUCGGUCCAGCAUCGCUAUGACUUCAGAUGCAUGGUAGUUUCACUGUUGUAACAUCCACCCUCCCAUCUGCCUGCAUUCAUUUUUAUUUGCCCUGCAUAGGGACUUUCUCCAGGAUGGGAACAAACCUCUUUCAUGAUGGUCUGGCUUCACCACUAGCAUGCCGGAGCCUAAACUGAGUGAUGUCAGCCACUUCACCCCUGUACUCCCUAGGGAUUACUAGAAGUGUCAUCCAGGGCAAAAUAAUAGCAGAUUGCAUGCACCAUGCUUGUAAGGCUUGGAGAGCACGAGGUCCACCUGUAGGAGGUUGCUCCUGCUCUCCCAGCCAAUCAAUCGUUUGACAUGGAGCUAUUUUUGUAAAUAGGUUUUUCUCCCAAUCUAUAUAUUUUCUAGCAAUUCUGGUACACUUUGUCAAGCUGUCAUAUUUGCCUGGUGCAAAAAAAUAAGGUUUUUAAUAUUGAUUAUACCACUGUAUACAAAUUAACAGUGCAAUUGAAGGGUUGCUCCACAUACAGAUUAGAAGCACCAUGAAAUAAAUGGUCAUGGUACUUAGAAUCAACAUGUGUAGCAUUUCAGUUUGAAACACUGUACAUAAGAAGAUAUAGCACAUUGCUGCUGGACCUCCACCUCCAGAAGAGUUAUUAGCCACCCUAGAAGAAGAGUUCCAAGCUGGUUAAUGUUACAUCUGUGUUCGACAGGGAUAACAUAAUGGAGACAUAUGACCACUGGUUGCACCCCCACCUGUGCCUCUCAAGUCCUCCCCUGUUCGAGAUGUCACAUCUGUUCCAGGGGGAAAAGGUGAACACUAUGUCAGUAAUGAUUACUACAACCAAAAACAGUGUUUUAAUAAGACACAGUUUUUAGGUGGAGUAACUCUUUAAAUUGAAACACAGGUAGCUAUUGUUCCACUCUUCUUUGUGAUCUAUUGAGAAAACAAAAGUGAAUGUUCUGAUUUUCCAAGUAGCAAACCACAGUCUUGUUAGCACUUAUAAAACAUGGCUUUAAAUUUUAUGUUCACUAUUAAUCCGUAUUGUAUUGAUCCAUUUUAAAUAAAGUAAGUAAAAUAAUAUUUAAAAAGUUGAAGUAAUAGUACAGGAUUUUUUUUUAAAAUAUAAAGUAUAUAUAUAUGUCCCACCUGGAACCUGUUUAAGCCACUCGCCCAACUUGGGAGACACAACCCCGAGUCCUAGCACAACUGGAACUACUACUGCCUUCACUUUCCAUAUUCUGUCUCACUCUUCUUUCAGUCCUUGGUAUUUGAUCAUCUUCUCAUGCUCUUUCUUCCUGAUGUUAUAGUCACUGGGUUUUGCCACAUCCACCACAAAUGCAGUCUUCUGUUCCUUGUCUACCACCACAAUGUCAGGUUUGUUGGACUAGGCAGGUCCAGCCCAUAUUCUGUACAGAUGUUUCUGUACACAAUUCCAGCAACUUGGUUGUAUCUCUCCAUGUAUGCUGUUCCUUCAUGCGCAUUCAGCCGGUCGCAUAGGAAAGCAUUUACAAUGCUUUCCUAUGGACGCUUGCGUGCUCUCACUGUGAAAAUCACAGUGAGAAGCACGCAAGCGCCUCUAGCGGCUGUCAAUGAGACAGCCACUAGAGGCUGGAUUAACCCUAAGUAUAAACAUAGCAGUUUCUCUGAAACUGCUAUGUUUAUAGAAAAAAGGGUUAAUCCUAGAGGUACCUGGCACCCAGACCACUUCAUUAAUCUGAAGUGGUCUGGGUGCCUAGAGUGGUCCUUUAACUUCACAAAUGUGAGUGGUUUUAAUCUUUUACACAGUGAGCACUAUGGCUCUUCAUUUUGUAUUUUAGAUCGAUGUGAAGAUCCAGUAAAUGUAGGUCUAUUCCAAUGGUCUAUAAGUGUAUUGAUUGGAAGGAUACUUCUACUUUUAUGGGACUAUCGUCUGCUAGUACCAAUUCAUAUCAGCCUGUCUUCAUUCUUAGCUGGCAUUUUCUGAUACAGGCAGACACUUUCCCUGGACACAUUGUAUCACUGUUUAUGUAUCCAAGUGUUGAUACUUAUUUAUCCAGGACUGAGACUGUUUAUAUGUCACCUUAAAGGACCACUAUAGUGCCCUGAUGGUGCCCCCACCCUCAGGGUCCCCCUCCCGCCGGGCUGUAUGGCGAGGAAAGGGUUAAAACUUACCUUUUCUCCAGCGACGGGCGGGGAGCUCUCCUCCUCCUCUCCGCCUCCUCUCCUCCUCUUCGGCUGAAUGCGCAUGCGCGGCAGGAGCUGCGCGCGCAUUCAGCCGGUCUCAUAGGAAAGCAUUUACAGUGCUUUCCUAUGGACGCUUGCGUGCUCUCACUGUGAUUUUCACAGUGAGAAGCACGCAAGUGCCUCUAGCGGAUGUCAAUAAGACUUGGAGGCUGGAUUAACCCAUUUAUAAACAUAGCAGUUUCUCUGAAACUGCUAUGUUUAUAAAAAAAAGUGGUUAAUCCUAGAGGGACCUGGCACCCAGACCACUUCAUUAAGCUGAAGUGGUCUGGGUGCCUAGAGUGGUCCUUUAAGUCAUUCACAUGAUUCCAAUUUGACUUUUAUUCACCACACUUUAGUUGGGUUUUGAAUUUUAGCAGAUGCAUUUUUGUACCAUGUUUGCACCUCUUCUAUUUUUAAUUUUAUUCUGAAUUGUAUACAUUAUAUUGUCCCCUAUUGCCUACAUUAUUUGACAUCACUGGUUCAUUACUAGAGUUUAUCUAGCUGCUAUUUCUUGUUUACGACCCUCGCCUGCUCUGCCAAGCAACCUCCUCCAAUCGUUUGAGGCUUCAAUCAAAAAGCUUCUUAGUGAGCACUGUUAAGAAUUUAAAUUAGUGUGUGUGUGUUUACUUAUAUAUUUACAAAGCCAUAUUACAGUCCUGUCGUCCACCCAUGUGUAUCCUAUUAAGGGUUUAUAAAAGUGUAGCGGUUUAUAAGAGUACUCCUGUCUCAGUGCCUUUUAGCUGAAAGCAGCCAGGUGAAUAGUUUGUGUAGGAUUCACGGGAGGGGCACCAGGGCAAGUGCUUGCCCCGAGCAGCUGGCCUACAUGAGCGAGAGAAAAACUUAUGUUUUAGGUUAGCCCAAGCCCUCAGCAACGAUCCACACACUUUGCCAUCCUGCCAACAUAGAGUUUCUCCCAUGUGGUGUAGAGACCUAUGUAGCUUAUAAAUGGCAGCAGCAUUAGACAAAGGGUAAGGGUAAGGGUAAUUUUUUAUUGUAUUUCUCAAUAAAUGUGUGUGUGUCCACAAGUGUGUCUAUGUGUUUAUGUGGAUCAGUCCAUGUGUAAGUCAGUCUGUGCGUCUUUGUGUAUGGAUCAGUGUGUGUAUGUGUGACAGUCAAUGUUUGUGUGUAUGAGUCAAUGUAUGUCUAUAUAUCUCCAUGUAUGUGUGUAUGUCAGUGAGCAGGUGUUUCAAUGAUUGUGUAUAAGGGUCAGCAUAAUUAGAUUUAUUAUUAUUGGCAUUUGUAUAGUGCCUACUUAUAUAAACACUAUAACUUAUAUAGUGCUUUACAGAAAUGCUAUAACAAAUUUCAACAGAAAUGCUAGGUUAAUGAGGACCAUGCGUGAACAUGCUUACAAUCUACAUAUGAUGUCUUUACUAUAGGCCAUCAGACUAUACAUUAAGUUUGUUAUUAUUGUAGACUAUCUUUAGAAAAAAAUCAUAUUGGCUGUGUUGGAAUUUCAACUAAUAAUCCCAGACACAUUCUAAGACCACAUAAGGACUACUUUGUCUUUUAGGCAAACCUGAGGUUAACCAAACUUGACAGAUUUUGGCAGUUCCCACAUCUGUCACUAGCAAGAGGCGUGAAUACACCCCUGACAUGGCUCCUGGCAGAUGAAACACCAAAUGCUAAAGAAAUAAGAUGGCAGCACCCAUGAGGGAGAGCUUCAGGUAUGGAUAUCUACGGUCCAGUGCUCCCCCAGGCCACCACACCCCAAGCAGAGAUGUCAACCCUGGAGUUCUCUGCAAAUUAUGCAAAGACUCCAGAAUGUGUAGAGAUGCUUUAACUUGUAUAAUACACAUACACGUAUAUACAUUCAGAAAUCACACCAAUAUAGAAAGUAAUAAGUAUUUCAAGCUCUACAGAAAUAUUCUCUAUAUUCCAAAUUAUAGACAUGAUGAAUCCUCUGUUUUGACCUAGGUUUGGCUGCAUUGUUUUAGUUUCUGUGAUUCAGAUUUUCAUUUACAAAAGUUAAGAGAUUAAAGAAUAACCUUAGCCGGUCUUCCAGUCUGUUCCCUUGGUGCCAAACUACCGCUCUAUGAUAUAUCCAUUGUGAAGUAGUGCACUCAUAUGACUUAAAAUUAACCCAAUAACUUUUUCAUUUUAAGAAGGCGACAACAUACAAUGUUUCAGUCCCUCUACCAAACAUUUAGUAGCAGGUCCAGAUAAUGGGGCUGAAACAGUGAUUAGAAGCUGUAUGUUUCUGCUUAUAACAAACCAGUACAUUAUUUGGAAGUAUUUUGAGUGUUUUUCUUUGCAAUGAAUUUGAAUUUUUUUUUUAUAUCCAUGCAUUGCAUUGUAUGACUGGUAUCAUUUUUUUUUGGGGGGGGGGCGAGGGAGGGAGGCUGUAUUUUAUUCCCAGUACAGCUCUGUAAGAGGUGAAUCUAGCGAGAUAGGGAGAGAUGUGGCUGAUGGGAUAGACAGAUUAGCCAGAGAGUACAAAGAGAUGGGAUUGAAGAGAGAUGGAGAGAGAAAAAUAUAGAAAAAUGCGACUGGGAAAGAGAGAUGAUCUAUUGGGCUCACAGUAAUGUGCAGGACAUAUCAUUGUAUUACAGAGAUCCAUGACCAUAAAAUGCACAGUAAAUGAACAAAUCACAUUGCCUCACAGCAAUAAAACAAUCAUUUGCAUUGUGAUUGUAUAAGCGCCAGACAUUUGUUUUCCUUAAGCUCUAAAAAAAACUGUGGCAGUGCCCCUCACGAGUCCAGUCCCUACAAGUGCUCCUGGACUCCCUAGGAGUCCAGGAGCGCAUUGACACGUCAGGUGAGCUUACAUGUUAAUGGCCAUCGGCGUUGUACAAAAACAAAUCCUGUUAUAUAAGUCUACCUAGGAAUUCGGGAUAAUGCUCCUGUAACUUUUUUAGUUAUUGUGCAUUGAUUUCAGAACAGACUUCACUCUGGAGCUUUAAAGGACACUAUUUUGAAGGUGACCUAUUUUUAAGUCAGAUCUUUCAUUUUAGUUCCCUUUCUCUCUGUCCCUACAUCUGUCUACCAAUUUCACCAAGUCCCUCUGUGGCUCAAUCCUUCUCCCUAGUCCCAGUUUUGGCUAAUGUUAUUCCAAAACUCACUUUCUACCUUAUCCAUGUCAGAAAACUUACAUGUGAAGCUCUGAAUGUGCCAUGUUCUGUUAUUUGAAUUAUAUUUAAUAUUUAGUCAGCUGCACACAAAUUUCUUACUGUGGUGGAAGAAAAGAGGAGCAGUCAAAGAAAUAUGCCCUUGAAAAGAUUCUGAGGUAACCAGCCCCACAGUUGGAACUUUUGGCCCUAAAGCCCCCUCCCCUCCAAUCGCCUUUGUGCUAAUGUCUUUAAAUGGUUUAGACUGCCAUGUUUUCAUUGGGCCUUCAACAAAUCAACAUUGAUAACUUUUAUGUAAGCAAAGACUGAGAGCCAUGCUACUGUAUACCAACACUUUCACUACAACUUCCAGAACACAGCGACGUUCCAUACAGCUGUGUUAUUGGAACAAAAUCAUCAAUCGCAAGCUAUGCAGCAAUUUGGUGAAGCUUUUAUUGCAUUUAGCCAGGGUCAGAUUAUCAUAAUGGCUAAUGGAGCUGGGGCUCCAUGGAACAGGUCAAUUGAUCCUAAAAAGUAAAUAAACCCCUUUUUGCUGCAUUACUCUUUAUAUGGGAACUUAGGAGGAAUGCAGGGGAACAAAACUUUUGUGGACUGUCUUCGUAUGAUAUAGUUUAUAUACACUUUGUGCACUAUGCAAGGGAUUUUGCUGCUUCUAUGUCUCUAAAAUCAUUUUCAUCAUGUGAUAGUGUGGCACAUCUACUCCCUGCUACACUCACUAUAUCCACCUCUUUCCCUGUCUCAGGCUGCAUAUCAGGAGAAAAGUUGUAAGCAAGAAGCGAAGGAGAGGAGUGUAAGAAUGAGUCCUGAACAGAUAGGAUUAACAGUUUGAUUAGUGAGAGAGGAGCAGGGAGCUGUGUUGCUUUAAGAUAGACAGACUUGGUUGAGAGAUGGAAGGGAAAGAUUGGCAUAGGAUAUUCUUAACAUCCUGCAAGUGUCUCUCCAGUACCAUCUCCGCCAGAUACAAGACACUUGGGAGGUAUGGCUGUUAUGGUGCUUUGUACCAGACAGAUUCUGUAAUUAGGUCCAUUAUAAUCAUCAAACAUUAUAAGCUUUUAAUCCAUCCCUGCAUUUAGCCCUAACCAUAGAUUGCUUCACUGGUCUGUGGAAGAUCCCAGUUAGGCUCAACACUAACAUUUUGCUGCUCUGCAGAUUUUUGUUAUUCUCAUGCACAUGUCUUUGUUUGUCUCUUUAGGGAAACAACUCCUAUGUUGUUACACAUUGCAAAAUAAUAGAGUGCUCAUACUGGCAGUGUUUUAACCCCUUAAGGACCAAACUUCUGGAAUAAAAAGGAAUCAUGACAUGUCACACAUGUCAUGUGUCCUUAAGGGGUUAAGGAACGCCUAUAUUUCUAGGCUGCCUACAGGCUUAGAGUAGUAGAGGAAGGAAUGAGCACUGCACAGCAAUUAAACUGGAUGCCAGCCCAGGGAGCUUCCUUACAAUAGCCACCAGUAGCAGAAAAGUAAAUAGCUGAGCAGCAACUCCAGAUUGAUUAAUGGAGGAAAUUGCAAAGCUGGCUCCACUUUGGUGGAAUACAAUCUCCUUUAUUGAUCAAUAGGCUCAGAGCAGGCUGCUUCACUGUGGUACUAAGCUGGCCCCAUUAGUUGUGGUUAUGCAACCUUUUCAGGUAGGGUGGGUGGCAGUAUGAGGUAUGUUACAUGGGAUCAUGCUGGAAUAAUGUGAAUUAAAGCGCUACGGAAUCCGUUGGCGCUAUAUAAAUGGCAAUAAUAAUAAUAAUAAUAAUAAUUAACUUCUGAAUGUUCCAGAGCAACAGAAUGAACCCCCUUACGUUUCAUAUCAUUAAUAACACGGUAUGUUGAGAUGACUUAAUUUUUUGAAUAAUGUAGGUGAGUAAUAAGCACACAGUAAGUUAUUAAAUAUUGCAACAGAACAAGAUGCUGCAUUCUCUCUAGUUAUUUCUGUGGUAGUUAAUGUAUGACAAAAGGCACUUGAAAAAUCACAUUUAUUUGGAGAGAUUGUGCAACGUCCUAUCUGUGCCAGAGCUUGCUUGUGCGGAUUGUUAUCCACUACAACUGAAUUACUUUAUAGUCUAGGUCCUCAGCUCUGCAUUUAAACUGUUUACAGAAGCAUGCACAAACAUGAACUAUCACCUCGGGGGAGAUGUACCUGUUAAAGGGACACUCCAUUGCACAAAUACAAAAUACAUUUUAAAAAAAUAACUGUUUAAUAGAUAUAUCCCAAAUGAAAACGUGCAUGCAUUUAAGCAACAGGAUUUACUUACUCGCUAUCUCUAAAUAGGACGUUUUCGAAAACCGUUUAGAUUAUUGUGGUACCUAAACUUUGCACUUCCAUUAAAUAAUGAUAACAUGCAUAUAAUACGACUAAAAUAGUUGUGGCAUACAUAGUUACUUAACUAUACCCAAAAAACACUCCAUAUUUUUGCCCAACCCGACAGUGAAUAACGAUCUUACAAAGUAGGAAAUAAUAGCAUUACAUUUACAAUUCCUCUAUAAAGUACAUCAUGUGAGCAAGCUGGUUUAAUUAAAGGCCAUGAUGAAAUGAUUGGCAUCCUUUAGUAGAAUUAAUUUAGCAGUAUCUUCUUGCCAAUCAUCAGUAAUGAUGAUUGAAUAAAGAUAAAAAAAAUACAAAGUAUUCAAUUCUGUUCAUGCUGUACUUUACUUCAGUUUUGAAUCCCUAUAUAAAAUGUAUUGAAGCUGUUUUUCUUUUUUGUAUAGCAAAGGUAUUUUCUUCCAGAUUUCUCUAUUAAAUGCUUCAUAUAAUGGACUAUACCCAACAAGGAUGCCCCAUGUCGAUUUGUCUCAUUUGCUAAUGGUCUUCUGCAUUAGAACGUCUGGCUGUGAGCAGUGGAGAGGACUCAAAUAUGCAAACUUUCACAUAAGAUCUUCUACUUGACUGGCCCCGGUGUGGUUUUUAUCGUUCAUGCAGAACCUUUUUUCAUAUUUGUAUCCCUCUAACAAAGCAUAAAGCUUUUAUAUUCAUAAUCCCUGUGUCUUCUAUUCAAACCUUUUCCAACCUGGGCCUCUUCACAAACAUCUUCCAUGAAAUUCCUACACUUUCGCCCUCUCUCUAGUGUCCAAGCCAAACCUACAUAAUCAACAUGGCGGCCAUGGGGAGGAGGAUUUAGUGCAGACAGGAGCCCAGGGACACAACUUUGCGGUUAACCACUUUAAAUUGUUUAUCCUUCUAGGAUAAAGCAUCCAGGGACCCCUGCACCCAUAACAACUAUUUAGAUGAAGCUUUAAAGGAUCACUAUAGGGUCAGGAACACAAACAUGUAUUCCUGACCCUAUAGUGUUAACACCACCAUCUAGCCCCCCUGGGCCCCUCAUGCCUCCAUAAAUAUAGUAAAAGUCUUACUAUAUUCAAGCCUGAAGCUGUAACUCUGCAUGCUCUUAGACUCAAAAAACAAGCAGUCUGCUGACAUGUGGUAGCCUGAUCCAAUCACAGUGCUUCCCCAUAGGAUUGGCUGAGACUGACAAAGAGGCAGAUCAGGGGCAAAGCCAGCAAGAUUCAAACACAGCCCUGGCCAAUCAGCAUCUCCUCAUAGAGAUGAAUUGAAUCAAUGAAUCUCUAUGAGGAAAGUUCAGUCUCUGCAUGCAGAGGGAGGAGAUACUGAAUCACAGGAUGCUGUGCACAGUGCUGCCCUGUGCUCUGCUGGUAGCAGAUCUGAGUGGAUGGAGGCAUAUUAUGCCUCCAUCAACUCAGAAGUCCCUCUGGUUCACUCUGAGUGACUGCAACUGGAGGUGCUCCUAGCUUUCAAUGUAACCGCUUUUACAUGAGAAAGGCUGCAGGGAGCUAUAGUUCUCACCUGAACAACCUCAUUAAGCUGAAGUUGUUCAGGUGUCCCUUUAAUGGGGGUGGAGUAUCCUUUUAAAAUCCCUUAAUUCAGGAAACAUGUUUCUUCACUGUCUCUAUGUUCUAGAAGCACACCUUUAUGCUUCUUUAACUAUUCCUUAAUUUCUUCCACACAGGCAGCCCCUUACAAUGCAGUUCUGGGUUCUGCUUUUUUUAUUUUUAUAAUGGAACUGAACAAUGCAGUUAAAACCAUUUAAGUAUAUCAAUUGGACCUAUCAGAUCUUUUGACCAGCAGGGAGACAAAAUGUCGGCACCGAUUCCAAUUUCUGUGUUGGUAUGGUGUCCCUUUAAUGGGGGUGGAGUAUCCUUUUAAAAUCCCUUAAUUCAGGAAACAUGUUUCUUCACUGUCUCUAUGUUCUAGAAGCACACCUUUAUGCUUCUUUAACUAUUCCUUAAUUUCUUCCACACAGGCAGCCCCUUACAAUGCAGUUCUGGGUUCUGCUUUUUUUAUUUUUAUAAUGGAACUGAACAAUGCAGUUAAAACCAUUUAAGUAUAUCAAUUGGACCUAUCAGAUCUUUUGACCAGCAGGGAGACAAAAUGUCGGCACCGAUUCCAAUUUCUGUGUUGGUAUGGUGAUCUGGUGCUCUGGUAUAAAUUAAUUCAUUAGCUAGCAAAUUACAGUACUUUUUGCAAGAUAGAUGCAUUCUAAUGCUCAAUAUUUAUUAAGAUCUUUCAGUUCUACUCUGACAUAUAUGCUGUAGAAGCAGUUCAAUCAUGACUGAUAUAUAUUUCUAUAGGGAAUCAACACAGUAAAGGAGGAGACUAUAUUUAAAAGAAGAAAAACUACCACAACAAGAGGACAUCGUCUUAAAUUAGAAGGACAAAGGUUUAAAAAUAAUAUUAGGAAGUAUUACUUUACUGAGAGGGUAGUGGAUGCAUGGAAUAGCCUUCCAGCUGAAGUGGUAGAGGUUAACACAGUGAAGGAGUUUGAGCAUGCGUGGGAUAGGCAUACGGCUAUCCUAACUAUAAGAUAAGGCUAGGGACUAAUGAAAGUAUUUAGAAAAUUGGGCAGACUAGAUGGGCCAAAUGGUUCUUAUCUGCCGUCACAUUCUAUAUUGGGGGGAGACAGAAAUUGUUUAUUUUUUCAAACAAAAUUGUAUGCAUCAAUUUUGGCUCACUUGAGCAGAGCCUUCUCAAAAACUUCUUGUUUUGGGUAUUGUUGAGUGUACGUCAGAUUUAAAUUAUACUGCUAUAUCUCUCACUUCUACCAAUUAUUCUUCACUACUUGCAGCUCUGCAGGAUAUGUUGGCUUUUUUGAUAAUAUAAUAAGUACUAAGAGCUAUUAUAAUGCAUAUGGCAACAUGUUUGUAGAUGUUUACAGAAUAAAACAGUAAAGUUCAAAAUAAAAAAUUCUAAAAAAACAUUUGAUAUGUGAAGAUGUGAAGACAUUUUCACAGGAAAUAAAUGCUUGGAAUUAAGGUUAACUUAGUUCACUUUGUAAAAGAUCCUGAGAACCGAAUAGAAACACAGUGGGUAUUAUGAUGCCUCCCGUGACGUUCUGCUAGUUAGUACCCCUUCACACAUUUCGAUCUUUUUGUUUAUCACCACAGGAGACAUCCCAUUGUUUUUCGGUUGCCAAACUCAUUUCUCUUGCAUUGUGUAUGUGUAACAGAUAUGUGGUUUUUACAGCCCAACUGCAUGAGAGAAAAGGCUUAGCCAAGUAUCACUAAUGUAUAUUAGCAACGUGGUACUCUAAGCAUGUAUUGGCCCUUCGGUAAGUGUUUGCUGCCUUGUGUCAUUCUCCACAAAUGACUUCAAUAUGAUCAGGGAUAAUAAUAAUAAUAAUCUUUGCUUACGCCACUCCUUGCGAAAGAGAAAAAAAAAAAAAGAUUAGGAAAACUGUUCGAACAAGCCAUGAACACAAGGCAAAUAGUCAGGGAUAAACCUUGUGUUACCAUGGAGACAUCUCACUUGUUACGCCACUCACCAGGAAUCUGUUAUGUGAUUUUCAUUAUGCCUGCUUUGCUUACAAGGUUGGCUGGGUUCUAGGUAUCUAUAUUUGUCACAAUAGCUAUAUUUCACCAAGUACCCAGCAGGAAAGACUCUGCCCGAGAUAAACAUUCUCUCUUCAUUUUAUUUGUUCAAAAAGUUCUCACUUGUUAUUUUCUGUGCCACCCGGAAAGGGAUUCUUUCAUAGGUGGAAGAAGCUGGCCAAUUUCUCACUUUUUGUGCAGAGGGGGAUUGGACACUUCUUGGCACUGUGUGCUGGGUAGCACUGCUGGCGGGAGUUGGAUCAUGUAUCUCCCCGGCACUAUGGGGGCAUAUUUAUGUGACUAUUAAACUGGGUUUGGCUAUAUUUAUGUGACCAAGAUUUGGGGUUGUUAUAUAUAUAUAUUUAUUUAUAUAAAUAUGGGACUAGGCGCUCCUCCUAGCAAAAAACAACAACAACAAAGGAUCAAAAAACACCAAUUUCUGAGCUUUUGCCCAUUUUCAGAGUUCUCAUAUUCUAAGUAUGGGUGGGAUCCGUCUGAUAUGCACAUGGUAUAGGUUCUCUCUGUAAUAGCACAAGUGAACAAUAUCAUAUUUGAGACCUGAGUGGAGACUAACUGAAGUCUAUUGAGAAGACUGCGGGAGCCUCCAUAGAUAUCUUGCGAUGAUGCCGUAUUCCCUCAGCAGUCACUAGCGAUGGCUGUGGAAAGUGACAAAACUCGGCGGUGGUAGCUCCGCAUCUUGUCAAGUUUUGAAGAAAUUCUAACAAAGUCUUUAUGAGCAUUUAGCAAAGAUUUUAUGACAGAGACGCAUUAAUUGAUUUCAACUCUCACACUUAUUAUUCAAGAAGUGAAGUGGGGUUCAUAUGGUAAAUUGUUCAUGGUCUUUAAACCAAUUGUGUACCACGAUUAGGAUUUUGGCAUACCUCUGGCACUCAAGAAGUUAAAGGACCACUAUAGAAAACAUACUUGUUUUCCUGGCACUAUAGUGCCCUGAGGGUGCCCCCACCCUCAGGGUCCCCCUCCCGCCGGGCUGGAUGGAGAGGAAGGGGUUAAACUUACCUCUUUCUCCAGCGCCAGGCGGGGAGCUCUCCUCCUCCUCUCCUCCUCUUCGACUGAAUGCACAUGCGCGGCAAGAGCCACGCGCGCAUUCAGCCAGUCUCAUAGGAAAGCAUUUACAAUGCUUUCCUAUGGACGCUGGCGUCUUCUCACGGUGAAAACCACAGUGGCUGGAUCAGUGGCGUACACAUGACCCAUGGGGCCCCGGUGCGAAAAUUGAUCCGUGGCCCCCCCCCCCGCGCGUGGGCCGGGCAGCAACACAUGGCGGUGGGCACCUGGUCGCAGGGGUUACAGGGCUGCGAGCCCUGCGACCGCGGUAUGUACGCCAGUGCAUGCAGAUGCACACACACUUAAAGGACCACUCUAGGCACCCAGACCACUUUAGCUUAAUGAAGUGGUCUGGGUGCCAGGUUCAGCUAGGGUUAACCCAUUUUUUCAUAAACAUAGCAGUUUCAGAGAGCCUUCCCCUAUUUCCUCUAUUGGCUGUCUCAUUGACAGCCGCUAGAGGCGCUUGCGUGCUUCUCACUGUGAUUUUCACAGUGAGAGCACGCCAGCGUCCAUAGGAAAGCAUUAUGAAUGCUUUCCUAUGUGACCGGCUGAAUGCGCGCGCAGCUCUUGCCGCGCGUGCGCAUACAGCCGACGGGGAGGAGAAGAGGAGGAUCAGAGGAGGAGAGCUCUCCGCCCAGCGCUGGAAAAAGGUAAGUUUUACCCCUUUUCCCCUUUCCAGAGCCGGGCGGGAAGGGGGUCCCUGAGGGUGGGGGCACCCUCAGGGCACUAUAGUGCCAGGAAAACGAGUAUGUUUUCCUGGCACUAUAGUGGUCCUUUAAAGGACCACUACAGACACCCAGUUCACAUCAGCUCAAUGAAGUUGUCUGGGUGUCAGGUCCCUCUAGUUUUUACCCUGCAGCUGAAAACGUAGCAGUUUCAGCUGCUAUGUUUCACUGAGGGUUAAUCCAGCCUCUAGUGGCUGUCUCACUGACAGCCGCUAGAGGAGCACACUGAACGUCCAUAGGAAAGCAUUGAGUAAUGCUCUCCUAUAAGCGGGUUGGAUUCGUGCGCGGUCGCAUUCGGAGCUGAGAGGCUGAGGGAUCCUCAGUGCCAAGGGAACACACACACUAACACUCACUCUAACACUCACACACACUCAAACACUCACACUCACACUAACACUCACUAGCAGACACACACACUAACACUCACACUAACACUCACUAGCAGACACACACACUAACACUCACACUCACUAGCAGACACACACACUAACACUCACACACACUCACACUAACACUAGUUUUGUUUUUUUAAUGUAAUCCCCCCAGCCUCCUUACCUUUUGGAGUGCUGGGGGGAUUCCCUGGGGUCCAGUGGUGCUGCUGGGCUCCUGGGCGGGUGGUCGGGCAGGCAGGCGGCGCUUGAGGGAGCACUCAGUGCUUCCUCUUCAGCUCCCUCGCGCGCCGCGUAGGGAUGCCAGCGCCGGAAGAUGACGUCAUCUUCCGGCUUCGGUAUCAGUGCGGUGCGCGAGGGAGCUGAAGAGGAAGCACUGAGUGCUCCCUCGCGCGCCCGCCUGCCUGCCUGCCCGACUGGCCAUCCGCCUGCCCGGUGACAGCAGGGCCAGCCUCGGGGGGGCCUGGGGUGGUCGGCUCCUGGGCCUCCCAGGGGAAGAGGCUGGCCCUGUGGGUACAUACCGGGUCGCAGGUAUGUACGCCACUGGGCUGGAUUAACCCUAACAUAAACAUGUUAUGUUUAUAGAAAAAAGGGUUAACCCUAGCUGGACCUGGCUCUCAGACCACUUCAUUAAGCUGAAGUGGUCUGGGUGCCUAUAGUGGUCCUUUAAGCUCAUGCUAGAUAGUCUAUCUACCAAUAUUCAGGAUGACAUUUCGUGGACACAAGCCAUACUGCUACUCUCACCUUGGUUUAUGGAUUUAUGACCAAGAUAAAAGAUAAAUAUGAGUUCACAUGGUAUCUCAUUGUGCGAUACACACUCAAUUUCAAGUGGCUAGUUUUUAUUUGUGCCACCUGUUUUAAACACAGCUUUUGGGCAUUACAUUGGAUGAAUCUGUCUGCAGACAUUAAAUAUAGUCCUCCAACUAUUUGAUAUAUUAUAUACGUGAAAUAGAUGUUACAAAAAGAAAAAAUAUAUAUUUCUCUUUUUUGCGUUUGACGUCAAUAUUUCAAUAACCAUUUCUCUUUAAUCCUAAUGUGUAGGCACAUGUCUCCAGACACCAGUAAACAGUACAAAAAAAUGUAACCUGUUGGGCUAUUGUCAACCGGUUUAGUGUCAAUAAUGGCAGUUUGUCAGCGUGUACUGUUAGUCAAAGGAUGAUGUCAUAAGUGGAGGAGGAGUGGGAGUAAAACAGGAACAGCACCUCUGCGUGAUUUAUUAACUAACUAAGUGCUAAUUGCAAGCAUACAUCCCUACUCUGCAUCAGUUAGAAGAUAUUUGUGCACAAUAUCCCUAAGCCCUGUGCUUCAGGCACUCGGGGGUUAAUUGUCUCAGGUACAGUGUGUACCUUAGAGAACCGAUGAGUGAAAUAAUAAACAUUAAGAUAAGAUAUAUGAAAACACUACAAAAAAUGUAUUAAGAAAAAUAAAAAUUGUUAAGACUUUCCUGAAAUUAUUCCAGCUAUACAUUUUUAAAUUUUGUGGUAUUCAUAUAACAUGUAUUUUUCUUUUAUCUUUUUAUCGCAAUUAUUUUAUUUAAUUGCAUUUGAAAAACAGAUGCAAUGCAGCUCCGUAGUUUUCCUUUUAAAUGAAUGAGACUGUGAAAUAAUUGUAUAAACAAAAUUAGUAUAGGGCAUUUCUGUGUAAAUUAACAUAAUUUGCAGGGUUUAUUUUUUUAAUUUUGGUAAUUUGAUCUGGUUAUUUUUUUUUCGUUUUAAGAUUUUGCACUUACAUAUUUUUUAAAAACAUAUAUUCAUUAUAUAAAAAAAGAACAGUACAUAGUACUUGAUGGACGCAAGUCUCUUUUCAGCUAUGUAACUAUGUAAUAUCAGAAAAUACAGGGAUUUAUUUCACUGAAUUGUAGUAAAUAAACUCUGAUUUUCAAAAUUAACCCCUUAAGGACGGCGGGCAUGCUAUGCCAUCCUUGGGGACCUGGUUCUAAACGCCAGGGGGUGGCAUAUCAUGUCCCCACCGUCCUUUCUACUUACCCGGUCGCCGGCAAUCGCGUUGUGGGGACGCACCUGGCAUCCUAGGGAGUCCCCCUCCUUCCGUUCCGUAGAAUGAUAUUGAUUAAGUAUAUAUAAUGAUAUACAGAUAUAUAUAUUUAUAUAUAAUAUCAAAUAAAUAUGUAUGUAAAUACGUUAACCCCUUAAGGACUGAGCCAAAUGUACACGUUGUGAACAAAACAAAACUUAAACAAAACCUGGCAAUUGCGCUACAUGUCUGUCCAACCGUAAUACACCUCUUUCAUAUUAAAUGCACCCACCCUUAUUAUAUAUCAUUUUAUUCAGGGGAAACAGGGCUUUCAUUUAAUAUCCAAUAUUUAGCUGUGAAAGAUAAUUUAAUAUGAAAAAAAUGGGAGAAUAUAGGAUUUUAUUUAAUUUUUUUAGUUCUACAUGACAUUUUAACUGUCAAUGUCAUAAUACUGUUUGCUUUUACUGCAAUAAAAUACACAUAUUUGUAUUCAGCAAAGUCUCACGUGUAAAACAGUACCCCUCAUGUACAGGUUUUAUGGUGUUUUGGGAACUAACAUGGUCAAAUAUAGCACGUUACAUUUGAAAUUGAAAUUCGCCAGAUUGGUUACGUUGCCUUUGAGACUGUAUAGUAGCCCAGGAAUUAAAUUUACACCCAUAAUGGCAUACCAUUUGCAAUACCUUGAGUUGUCUACUAUUGCAAAUGGUAUGCCAUCAUAGGAGUAAUUUUCAUUCUUGGGCUACCAUAGGGUCUCAAAGGCAACGUAACCAAUCUGGCGAAUUUUAAUGUGAAAAAACUGAAACGCAAGCCUUAUAUUUGACGCUGUAACUUUUGAAAACACCAUAAAACCUGUACAUGAGGGGUACUGUUGUAUUCGGGAGACUUCGCUGAACACAAAUAUUUGUGUUUCAAAACAGUAAAAAGUAUCAGCAAUAAUAUCGUCCGUGUAAGUGCUGUUUGUGUGUGAAAAAUGCGGUACCAGUCAUCAGGUACACAGCUAGAAAAAUAACCUGGCCAAGAGAAGAGCUGGUCAUCUUGGAUGUCACGACACUGAAACUACUCACUAUGAAUGUAGGAUUCCACCUGAAAUCUAGCACCCAGAGACUGUACACCAGCCAGAAGACAGGAGGUCAGGGCCUGAUGAGUAUCAAGGCUACAUUCCUGGAUGAAACACAAAGCAUUCAUAAAUACAUCACUACAAUGGCCCCCAAACAUAAACUGCUAAGGGAAUGCCUAAGACAACAGACAGAGAAUGCAGAAAAGGAGGAGCUUCCGUGGCAAAACAGACCACUCCAUGGGUUGUACCACCAGCAGAUAGUGGAUGUGGCUCAGAUGACAAAAUACUACUAGUGGUUGGAAAAAGCUGGACUGAUUGACAGCACUGAGGCAUUAAUCGUAGCAGUACAAGAACAGACACUCAGCACCAGAUCAAUAAAAGCAGGGGUCUACCACACCAGGCAAUAUUUAAGGUGCAGACUGUCCAAAGAGGCAUCUGAGACAAUCACAUAAACUGGGAUUAUACCAUCCGUGCAUUAUCCAGCAGAGCUCUUAUUUAGCUCUGGAACACGUGAGUCUAUUACCACCACCAGCGCAUAUAUAUCUGAAUUUACUUGUACUGUAUUAUACUAUUUUUUUUAUGCUUAAUUUUUUUCAGGUCAUUUAUAUUUAAAAUAUUCUGUAAGGUAUACAGUCUACUGUUAAACUUUAUUGCAUUUGGCGCUGUGUUUCUCUUGUUCUAUUGUAUCUAUAUUCUGUUUUGCGUAUAGAGGUUUGGGAAUUCCUUUAUUAUUCACUGCUGCCACUUCUGUUUAUUAUAGUGAGCGCCUAUAAAUCCCAUUUUUUUAAGCACAAGUACUGGCCAACCAAUCUGACACUGUUGUGGUAGACAAGAAACAGAAAAAUGCAGUCAUGGUGAAUGUAGCAAUAUCCAGUGACUAUAGCAUCCAGAAGAAGGAACAUGAGAAGAUGGACAAAUACCAAGGACUGAAAGAAGAGCUAGAAAGGAUAUAGAAAGUGAAGGCAGUAGUAGUCCCAGAUGUGAAAAGAGCACUCAAGGCUGUGACGCCAAAGUUGUGGGAGUGGAUUCAACAGAUUCUAGGUGGAACACCUGAGAUCGCUGUCCGAAUAUUGCAGUUCUACAAGAUACUGCGUAGAACCCUCAGACUCCCAUGCCUCCAGUACAGGACCCAAUAAUGAGAAAUAAAUAUGCCACCCAAAGUUAUAUAUGUAUAUACUUGUGUAUAAACUACACACAAACUAUAAGCUGCUAACUGUCUGCACUGCUCAACUUCAUAAAUGUAAUAAUUAAAUCCCAAACACAAAGCAUGGUGGGCUCUGUGCUCCAUGUCUGCUUGGAGUAUGCAGUUAUCAACCUAUUUUGGGAGGCAGUUCACUCCACUUUGAGGCAUAUAGUGGGAGACUCCAUGCUGCUACUACACCCCAUCAUACUUUGACCCCUAUUUCCUGUUUAAAAAAAAAUAAAAUCACUAACCAAGCAGUAGCUCAAUGCGGCUAAACUCUCGAUCCCUGUCUUCUGGAGGCAGAGAGGAACUCCAACACUUCAUAAGUGGACUGUCAGAGUUGAGGAGAUUAGAUAAGUGGGAGCUUUAACAGCUUCCUUACAUGGAAGGUCUCAUAAACGUAAUGCUUUUUGGCUUUCCUGGCUGGAUUUUGUGUUUAGAAUGGAGCAUCUGGGUUGAACAUAAUCUUUGAGUGUUUGAGGUGUUCCAAAUGGGACCAUUCUCCCUUAACUAUUUUUACCCCUCUAUUUUCUCUCUUUUGUUCAGUGCUGCUUUUCUCCUCUUCCUCCCGCACUCCCAUUUGCCCACUCCUCUCUUCCUGACACCCAUACCACAUGGUGUACAAUACAUGAAGUGUAACUUAAGCAGAUGGACAAUAUCUGUGUUUCACUUCUUUAUGCAUCACUUCUUUAUGCAUGCUCAAAUGCGGUAUAUAUGACUUUGAUUCUUUUUUGCAAUAUACAUUUUACUCAGCUAGUUAUUUGACUGUACCUAACCUUUUAAAUCCCUUGAUGUCAGGGCAUUGGUAAGGAGGAAUGCAAGUACAUCCCUGGGUGACCUAAAACAUAUAUGAGACCCGAGGAGGGACUGAAGAGUAUACUAUGCUUUUGCCUGUUCUUAAAAAUUCUGUCCUUGGAUUCUUUGCAUAUGUCUAGCAUCGCCCCAAGUUAAAAGGCUAAUCCAGACAUGGACUUCUUUUAACUAUGUCUGAAAUGUUAUGAACUACACCGUGAUUCUGAUUUUGGAAAAAAAAACGUGUCUCAAUUUUGGGCUGUUUUCAUGUUGUUUAAAAGAAUUUCCUGUAUUAUGUUUUUUUUUUGUAUUAAUUAUGAUUGCUUGUUUUCCAAUGCUCUGUAACUUUGUAUUUAAAUGGAUAUUAUCAUAUGCUUAAGGACUAGUCUAUGGUCCUGUGAGCAUAGUAGGAAAGAGAGCCGUACGUGCUUUUGUAAAGCCAGUAGUUGGAAGCAGGACAGGUUGAGGUGUUGAUAUCUGCCUGGAAGGAGGAGGCAGAUAGACUUGCGUACUGAGAGCUGCUGGGAGAGUUAUAGCAGGACCAUGGUUUCAUGGAGGAGCCCUGUCUGAGGUGGCAGACCAGGGCCGGACUGGCCCACCGGGAGACACCUGGGUCUGCUGGCGGCCUCUGGGGAGGUCUUCUGGUGGCCGCUGGGGGAGCUGCGCUGGCUCUGCUCCCCAGCGCGCAGCUGAAUGAGACCAGCGCCGGAAUAUGACGCCAUAUUCCGGCGCCGGUCUCAUUCAGCAGCGCGCGAGGGCAGGAGAGCCAGCGCAGCUCCCCCAGCGGCCACCAGAAGAUCUCCCCAGCGGCCGCCAGUACAAGUCCCCCAGCGGCCGCCAGCAGACCUCCCCCUGGCAGGUAUUAGUAAUGUGUCAGUGUGAGUUUGUCUGUCUGUCUGUGUCAUGGUGUCUGUAUGUUGUGUGUUUGUCUGUAUCGUUUGUGUGUGUGUCAUGGUGUCUGUCUGUAUGGUAUGUGUGUGUGUCUGUCUGUGUCAUGGUGUGUGUGUGUGUCUGCCCGUCAUGGGGUGUGUGUCUGUCCGUCAUGGGGUGUGUGUCUGUCUGUCCGUCAUGGGGUGUGUGUCUGCCUGUCCGUCAUGGGGUGUGUGUCUGCCUGUCCGUCAUGGGGUGUGUGUCUGUCUGUCCGUCAUGGGGUGUGUGUCUGUCUGUCCGUCAUGGGGGGUGUGUGUGUCUGUCCGUCAUGGGGGGUGUGUGUGUCUGUCCGUCAUGGGGGGUGUGUGUGUCUGUCCGUCAUGGGGUGUGUGCCUGUCUGUGUCAUGGUGUGUGUGCCUGUCUGUGUCAUGGUGUGUGUGCCUGUCUGUGUCAUGGUGUGUGUGCCUGUCUGUGUCAUGGUGUGUGUGUGCCUGUCUGUGUCAUGGUGUGUGUGUGUCUGUCUGUGUCAUGGUGUGUGUGUGUGUGUCUGUGUCAUGGUCUGUCAUGGUGUGUGUAUCUGUCAUGGUAUAUGUGUGUUUCUGUGUCUGUCAUGGUGUAUAUGUGUGUUUAAAAAUAGUGUUUUUGCUCACCUUUUUUUUCCCCACAAAGCGUGCUGGUCUCCCCUCAACUGGCCCUGCCCCUAUAGCUGAGAUCAUCAAGCUUGAUGAUCUCAGCCAAUCCAAUGCUUUGCCAUAGGAUUGGCUGCAAAACACCACUCCAAUCAGCAUCUCCUCAUAGAGAUGCAUUGAAUCAAUGUAUCUCUAUGGGGAACGUUCAGCACCUACAGAGUGUGGAGGCCCUAAAUGUAGGUGCACUAACACAGGAAGCACCUCUAGUGACCGUCUGAGUGACUGUCACUAGCAGUGUCACUUUGAAGCAAUGUAAACACUGCCUUUUCUCUGAAAAGUCAGUGUUUACGUUGAAAAGCCUGUAGGGACAUGCUAUAGACACCAGUACCACUACAUUAAGCUGUGUGUGUGCGUCUGCUAGUGAGUGAGCUUGCUUGCAUGCGUGUGCCUGCUAGUGAGUGAGCUUGUGUUUUUAUGUCAAUGAGCUGAUGUAUAUAAGUGAGAUUGUUUGUCUAUGAGGCUGUGUAUCAAUGAGCUUGUGUGUGUCAUUGAGAUGUCAGUGAAAUUGCCUGUGUCUGCAUGUGAGUAUGCUUACUGUAGACUUAAACGUUUUACCCUGAAAGGACCAAUAUUUUAUAUUAGAAAAAGCAAUAUAUAUAUAUACAUAUAUAUAUAUAUUACUCAAUCAUCUGUCAUGGCAAGACAUAGCCUUACAUAUUACACGCGACAAUAUAUGGCGCAGUGACUUAUGGGGCUGGCACAAAUUUUUUUUCCAGGGCUUCUUUGUAUCCCCAGGCCGGCCCUGUGGCAGACCCACAUUCCAGGUGGCGUUUCAGUCACAUCUGCAAAUACGUUUUGAGACCUGAUUGGGGACUUCCGGAACUGCACUCUACACAUACACGUGUUCUCUCAAAAUUUGGUUUUAGACCCGGAUAAUUCUCUUUGUCCUGAUUUUCGUAUAUGUGAGAUCAGACAUGGGAAAUAUAGUUUCAAUUGGUAAGUGUUUUUGAACUUGGAUCCAAAGAUCUUUUGUACAUCAUCUAAGUAUUAAGAAUUCACAUAGACUACAAAUCUACCAGUGCAUCCACAUAUGGGCUAUUUGAGACCCAUCAGAUUACAAAUUUAUACCCAUAUGUGCAAUUGCCAUCGUCUGCCAUUUCAGUAGCUUGUGCAUGCAGAACCAAGCUGCUUAGUGAAUCUUAUUAGACACUUCCUUUUUUCUGCCUGGGCAGGGGGCCAGACAAUUUUUUUUAUUUUAUUUUUUUAAACAAGACUAAACCUCUGUCAUCAAGAACAAAUUUACCCAGGCCAUUGAAAAUGACAUGAAAAGGGACCUUUUUCAUUUGGCUAAGAAAGCAGAGCCUUAAGGAAUCUGCACUUUAGCAUUUGAAUAACAUUAACCAGGGGAAUACAAAUUUAUAACUAUUGUUGCAGAACAAAGAUCUGCUGUUUUAAGACAUUUUAACUGCUGUGGAUCAAGGGUUCAUUUAAAAUCAUUGCAUACUUUGUCAGUGAGUUUAUUGGUUUUUAAAUUGCAAAACAUUAUUUAAAAUUAUUUAUCGUGGACAACAUUGUAUUCACUAUUUUAGUCCAGAGAAAUAGGAAGCAGACAAAAUAUCUAACGGGGUGAACAAGGUGAGGCAAAAUAAUGUAUUGUUCGCUCCUCUGGCAUUCGGAUUGUUAAAUUCCGAAUGAUGUGCAAAGGCAUGCUAAGGGCCCAGGGAGGUUUAUUGUAACCAAGAAUGCUGUGAAUGAUACAUUCAUAGAAAAAAUGUGAAUCUGUUAUUGACAAUGAUGGGUGGUUUUGAAUUCCCCAAAUAGGGCCAAAUUAUGCUUUUUAAGAAAAGAGAGUUUAGUAUUGGUGUUUCUAAUAAGAGAAAACUUGAGUAUGGUAAUCCUAACUUGACAAUCGGAGAAUAGGCAUCUGGGUGUUUACCUGGCCAAGUUUAGUGGCUAAACGAUUUAGACAACUUGUCUAGCUACAAGAAAAGUGGAGAAUGGCAACCAGGCAUCAUGUAAUAUGAGUGAGUUUCUAUAUUAUCCGGUGAAAAAUUAGAUUGUUCAUACUUUCAAUUGUUGGAAACAAUCCGAUAAUUUGAAAUUGUACAUUAAAUAUCCCAAUAGGAAAGAUUAUUUCACUUAUUUAUUUAGCUAGCAUUAAUAUUUUGGUUUAAAACAUGAAAUUCUCUGGUUAAAUGGACACUAGACCCCUAAAGCACUACAGCUUGCUAAAGUGCUCUGUGUGUAAAGAGUGUGCCCCUUUUUUGUUUUUGUAAGUGUAGAUGUAAUUUUAUUUAUUUUUAAAGGCAAUUUUAAUAACCUGAUUAUACCCCUGGCUGUCAGUCAGACAACAGGGGGUCCUGUUACCUUCUGUUUUGGUUAGCUCAGUGCAGCUUAACUCAUUAGGCAGAAAUUACACAGAGCACAUGCCUUGCAAAGACAUCCAAUUGAGCUGCUUUGGAAAGUCUGUGAUUGGACAGCCACAGAAAGCUUAGAAGAAGUGCGGGGUUAGAAGAAGAGGGCUUGCAAAGGCAGCAAAUAAACUUUUUUUUAGAUAUAUCCCUGUGAAAAAAUGUAUAAUUAAAUGCAUGCCUGUUCUGAUUGGAACUAUAUCUACUAAAUAGUAGUUUUAAGUUAUUCUUUUUUUUUUUUAAUUUGGGCAGUGAACGGUCCCUUUAAAGGAACAUAACACAUUCAUUGAAAUUAAGUGAUGAUUGUAUCAUUGAUGAUAGUAUAUCAGUGUGUUUGUAUGGGUUACUGUGUGACUGUCAGUAUGUGCAUUAGUGUGUUGUUAUAGUACGAGUGUCAUGCAUUAUGACCUUAUGACCUUGCUAUGCAUCUAGAUGAUGUCCUUCUGUGCCCCAGAAGCUCACCACUCCCUACAUCCUGGUGAUCUGGUAGAAAAGCACUGGUGAAGCGCUCUGCAAUCACCUUAAUGCCUUGUGUAUACCCAGCACAAGCAUGUCUGCUUUGCUAAUUGUGAAGAGUUCCCUGGUGUCACCCCAUGCAGAACACCUGGAAACAGACCCAGGAAGGUGGGACAAGACCCUUGAACCUAGGGCAGCUGGGAGGUGUGCCGAAAGCAGCAAAUGUAAAUCACCCUGUAAUUAUUGUUCUCCAAUGAUUGCAGAAACUGCUCUGCUUUUGGUUUCACUGGGCCUGUGCCGUUUUAAACUCGGCUAAGAGAGUACUCUAUCUGGCGUAUAGAUCAGUGUCAGCAUCAGAUAUGAUUAAUGUGCAAACAGCCAUUGCUUAGCAACAGUGUAAAUGUCAGGGUUGAAAUAUGCCCCUUUCUACUUGGUUCCUAACAUGUGGACAGCGUUAAUAUAUUCAGAGGUUUCAUUUGCAUUUUCCUUAGGUCUAUUAUAAAAAAUGUGUUUAAAAUUAUAUAUGAUUAUUGAGGUAUCAACAGCAAAGGUCUGUGCUAAUGUGGAAGAAGGACAGCAUGUUGGCAAUUAUAAGGUUCUAACUGUUUUAGUAUUUAUGCACUGCCAACGUAUUCCACAAAAUUAAACAUAGGGUUCAGUUCACUAAAAAGCGAGUUAUCAAGUGUCUUGCAAAAUGUAAAAAAAAGUUAGAUUAGAAAAAAGAAAAUAUCUCUAAGGCGGGCUGUCGUGGUUAUAUUGUAUUAAGUGUUCUUUAAGGAAUCUGAUUCACUUGUGAUUAGUCUUCUGUUUCUCACGUUCUAUCAACGUGUGCCCAUUGAGAUAAACAGGGCACCUGAUUUACUUUUAAUGCAAUGUAGAAAGGAACACCAGCCGGGUGGGCAUCCCAAACGGUUUAUCCCAUGAGGGUAUGACGUGCAGAGAGGCUCCUGGCUUCCUAGCAACUUAAAUGAGCUUACUUUUUUUAUGGAGGUUAUGGCAUGUUCCUUUACAUUUACUACUUGGAGCAGUCCAAAUUUCAGCUUAAAGGGACACUAUAGUCACCAAAACAACUUUAGCUUAAUGAAGCAGUUUUGGUGUAUAGAAUAUGCCCCUGCAGCCUCACUGCUCAAUUCUCUGCCAUUUAGGAGUUACAUCACUUUGUUUAAGAACCCUAAUCACACCUCCCUGUAUGUGACUUGCACAGCCUUCCUAAACACUUCCUGUAAAGACUCAUCUAAAGUUUAUCCUUUCUUUAUUGCAAGUUAUGUUUUAGAUUUUCUUAUCCCCUGCUAUGUUAAAAGCUUGCUAGGCCCUGCAAGAGCCUCCUGUAUGUGAUUAAAGUUCAAUUUACAGAGCAAGAGAAAAAAUUGUUUAAAGUAAAUUACAUCUGAUUGAAAGUGAAACCAGUUUUUUUUUUUUUUUUUUCAUGCAGUCUGUGCCAAUCAUAGCCAGGGGAGAUGUGACAAGGGCUGCAUAAACAGAAACAAAGUGAGUUAACUCCUAAAUGAUAGUGAAUUGAGCAGUAAAACCUGAGAGGCAUGAUCUAUACACUAAAACUACUUCAUUAAGCUAAAGUUGUUUAGGUGACUAUAGUGUUUAAAAUACUUGAAAAUGACCAGCUAAAUAGUAUGUAUUACAAUGUUUUACACUAAAUCAAGGGACAAGGGUGCUUGCAGCAAGCUAGGGCUUCAGGCAGGGCCCGGACUGGCCAUCAUGCAAACCGGUCAAAUGCCCGGUGGGCCGCGAUGGCCACGAUGGGCCGCGAUGGCCACGGGUAGAGGCUGGCCGGUCAAUGCAGAGCCGGCGCUAUCCGAGCGCCAGCUCUGCUGUGUUCUAUGAUGGGCCAGUGGGGAGAUCAAAGAUCUCCCUUACCAGCCCACAUGCAGUGAAACGCAGACACUGGCGGGGGAGAGAGGGAGGGAGACAGCCAGGAGAGGAACCUGGAGGAGCUCUAACUUGCAGCUCCGCUGGGUUUCUCUCGCGAGAUCCGGACCAUUGGCAACAGUCAGGGUCUCGCGAGAGUAAACUCUAGCCAGUGGGAACUCACCACUAGCAACUGGUUGGAACUCACCGCAGGACGACCCCCCCUUCCAGGCUACAGGUAAGAAGGGAGGGCGGUAUAAUGCUUGUUUUUUUUUUAUUAUUAUAAAAAAAAAAAAUACAUACAUUUUGGCAUUUACCUGACUCCCCCAACACACAAUCCUUCCAAACACACACAUCACCCUCACAAAGCACCCUAACACACACAUCACCCUCACACAGCAUCCUAACACACACAUCACCCACACACACACACACACACACACACACACAGCACCCUAACACACACACAUCACCCUAACACACACACACACACAUCACCCUAACACAGCAUCCUAACACACACACACACAUCACCCUAACACAGCACCCUAACACACACACACAGCACCCUCACUCACACAGCACCCUCACUCACACAUCACCUUAACACAUACAUCACCCUCACACAGCACCCUAACACACACAUCGCACUAACACACACACAGAACCCUCACACAGCACCCUAACACACACACAGCACCCACACACUGCACUCCUUACACACACACACACACACAUCACCCUCAAACACACAUACUGCACCCCCCCACACAGCACCCUCACACACACACUAUACUCCUCACAAAUGCACACUACACUCUUCACACACACACUGCAGCCCCCAAACAUGCUGCAAAACACACACAAUAUUUUCAAACAUAUAUGUAUAUAUACUUCAGAACCCCUCACACACAUACUGCACCCCUAAACACAUUAUAUUCCAAACAAACACUAGAUUCCUUACCCAACUCUGGAUCAUCUACAGAUAUACACACACUAGAUCUCUAUAUACACUCUGAAUCCUCUACAUACACACACACACACACUCACUAGAUCUCCAAUACACACUCUGGGUCCUUCAAACAUACACUAGAUCCCCUACACAGACACUGCACCACCUGCACACAAACACUACAUUUCUGACAUACACACUCUGGAUCCCCUAUGCACACACUAGAUUCCAUGUAAGCAAACACGUAGUGUCUCCAUAAAUGGGAUACAGUGAGAACAAGUUUCAAGCAAACACAAUGCAAGCAUGUUAUUAAAUUUGCUUACGCUGUGCAGAACAAAUACAGGACCCUUUUCUCAUGCCCUGGAAGAGCAUUGAACCAGCAUGCUCACUUUGAGAUGAGGUGUGCUUGUCAUUGAGGAUGACAAAACACACCCUAUCUGGCCCUGCCCCCUUUUAAGUGGGCCGCUGUGAAUAAAAAAUGCCCGAGUCGAAUUUUAUUCCCAGUCCGGCCCUUGCUUCAAGUCAAAUUAUUUUGUCCGAAUUAUAAAAUUCAUAUGUCAGUUCUCCCCAGUUCCCAGUCUAGUGACAAGGUCCCCACAAAUGGUAAAAGGUGGUUCUCUCCUAAUGCUGUUUUAAACAGCCUCUGAUUUCUUAAUUUCUUCAAUUCUAUGUCAGUCUAUGUCAAUUUAAUCUGGCCUUUAAAUUCAUACCAGUAUAUCACAAUAUGAAAUGAAGAUUUAGAAUAGGUUUUUUCCUCUGUCAUAUUUCCGCAUGCAAUUAUUUUCCAAACAUCUUGAUCUUUUACGAAUUACGAAUUCUGCCAAUACUGGGGGGAUGGGCUGCAGUAUUCCCCAAAGAAAAGGAGAUAGUGCCAAUUUCUCCCACACACAAAUUUGCAAUCUGUACCAUGCAUCAUUUAUGACAGUUGCCUGGAUGGCAAAUUAAAUGUCUAAUAUUGACACUAGUUAGACUACAAUCCAUUGGACGUCUUUAAUAAGUAAUGGUGAUUGGUGACAUUAGUAAUGCGCCCUUGAAUUUCUCUAAGUGUUUUGUUUUACCGUGUCUUAGCCAGAUCAAAUAACCUGUGCUUCACAGACAAAUCUGGUUUCAAGUUAUACAGGCAUCAUGGCUAUAAGAGAGCAGAAAAUAGAGAGACGGAAUUGUGGAUCUUCUUGUUUUAAUACAGUAUUGUAUGCAGUGAACACACACACACAUCCAAAGUCACUUUUUUUCCAUACAAACCGUUACUGUUUUAGUAGUACAGUUGCCUGUCUAAAAUGGACCAAAACUGUGUCCCCAUGCUGUUUUCUGUGGGCUCCCAAUGGUUGGAACAAGCACAUCUUAAUCAUCAGGCACCAUGCAAUUGCUUACAAAAGUUUACUUUUCCUUUCUUACACUGGGAAAAGUCAAACCAAUUUAAUUAGAACAGUUAUACAUACUGCAUAACAUUUAAAGAAUGGGUCUUUAAACUUCUUUUUCAGUUUAAGAAUGGAUUUCCAUGCGUCAUUUGUGUCCUGUGGGUGGGUGCAGGGCCGGUGCUAGACUAUUUUACGCUUAGGCGAGAUCAGUUACUUGCACACCCCCCAACAAACAAAAAAAAUCCAACUUUGUGUGUCACAUCCUCCCCUCAACCCCUUUGUGUGUCUUUCCCCCAGCCCCUUUACGUGUCUCUUUUUCCCAUUCCCCAGACCUGUGUGUGUGUGUGUCAUUGUCCCCUUCCCCAGUGCCUCUGUGUGCCUCUUUUUCCAUCCUCAGCCCCUCUGUGUUUGUCAUUGUCCCUUUCCCCAACCCCUCUGUAUGCCUCUUCCCCCCCUCAGCCCAUCUGAGUGCCAAUUUGUCCACCCAGCCCCUCUGUGUUCUGCCUAAUCUGUCCAUCCAUACCCUCCCAGCCCUUUGUGGGCUCUCCCCCUCCUGUGCCUGCUGUCCUCCCACCAUGUAGCAUAGCCAAGUGGACUGCAGUGAAGGAUCCUUCUGUAUCCUCUAUCUGGUCUGACAGAAAGCUGCUCAUUGCUCCCAGCAAGCACUUCCUGUCAGAAGGGGUUAAGGAUACAGAUCCUCUACUGUGGUCCACUCGGCCACACUACAUAGUGUGAUGGGCAGGAGGGGGAGCGCUGUGCAGUGCACUCCCCUCCUGCUGGUAUCCAAGACAUUGCACCUUGGGUGGCUGCCUCAUUUGCCUAGUGGUAGUGCCGACCCUAAGUGGGUGACUGAUGGGACAGUCCAAGCUGGGUAAUCUUUUAGGCAUUUUAACAGAAUCAGGGCCAACUGGCACAUUAAAAGAACAAUCUAAGCACAAGAAUAACUACAGUAGUCAUUUUUUUUUUUUAAUGAUUCAACAUCUUACCUAAAGGUCCACACCCCAUGUCUAGUCAGAAGCUCUCAGUUUAGCUCAUCUGCUGAGAGUGAUCAGACAAUGCUCUCAGCUAAUGAGCUGGCCCUAUGUUGGCCAGUGUAUGGCAUUUUUGAAAGCUGAGAGGAGAUAAGGAACAGCACCCAGUGGACCCCAGGUAAGAAGUCAACCUAUUCAAAAUGGUUUGACUCCUGGUAAUAAAGGGUUAGGGGGAGCAGCAGCACACUGUAGUGGUUUUAGUGCUUGAGGGGCUCCUUUAAGACACAAAAUCAGGAGUGCAGGAACAAAUGGAUAUAGGAAAAAAAUAAAUACAACAUCCAUUCUUGGAGGUCACCUACAGUGGACAGGCCAGCUAACCCGAUUCUCGAUUAAACAUGGCAUUGUCCAAUUUGUUUAAAUUAAUGAUAGAUAGAUAGAUAGAGAUCUCUUACCUGUACUAUUCUCUACCACACCCUUUCUCACAGGACGGUAUGAGUUCAUGGUGGGUUUUGCCUGUUUACUCAGACUUGCUUAUAAAAUAGUGUCUGAUUUAAAACUGAGGCAGGUGUGUCAACUGGAUUAUGAACUAACCCAUUAGUCACAGGGCAAAAUAGUUCUGUGCUGCAAGGCAUUCUUAAAGCUACUGUCACUUUCAGGAGUUUUAUGUAUGUUGCGGAGACCCCUGAAGGUGACAUCUUCGCCUUGUGUGUGGCAGCCGAGGGUUAAAGCGUAAGGUAGAUAGAUACUUACCUGAAACUACUUAUUUUCGGAGCUGCCAUGAGUUUCUUCAAUUCCUGGCACUUCUUCUACUGCAUUACUGCGGUACUCUUGUGCAUGUGCCAGAACACAACAGAAUCUGGGACCACAUGAACUUUCAAAGACCAACUUGAACAAUGUGCACCUACUAACCUGGACAAUACUCAUAAGUCAAAGAAGUCCCUGAUUUGUCUUACAUCUCCUGAUUGCUUGAGAAUUUCAGUGAAAUUCCAAUGCAGCUUCAAUAAGUAUUCCUGAAUGAUUGUAUCUUUAUGGAAUAGUCAUAAAGUGGCCAGAGAUGACAAAGAGACUUUAAAAGGCACUCUCGCAACAUCAGCCUAUAUUUUCUUCAAUCCUAUAGCUCUCUCGCAUUUCCUGGUUCUAGAACAUUUUUUGAUCACAUGUAAUUUCAAGUAUUCCCGUGUGCCAUCCAAAAGUGUUUCUGUCAAUGAAUCACAUGGAUGGCUAGUACAGCUACUAAGUAAAUAUUAACAAGGGAUUCAUGUUGAAUUCAGAAUACAUCUAAUGAACUAUUCAUGCAUAAUUAAAAUUAGAAAUAAAUUACAAUAUUAUUACCUGUUGGUUUUUUUCCAAAUAAGAAAAUACUUCUUAAAGGAAUACACCAGGAACCAAAAACACUUCAUCUCUUUGGUUUUAUUUUCUUAUUGUGAACUAUUUUCAGUUUUUUAGAUGAAGUGAUAAAUAUACAUUUCCUUUUUUAUUUUUCAUAAUUACAUUAACAGUCAAUUCUAAGACAGAAAUAUAGCCAAGCUAAUACACGAACAUUGUACUUUGAAAAACUUGGAUUAAGUGAUGUCUUUCGAGUAAAACAUACAACAUAAUAUCGGUUUUCUGAAACUGAGGGUACUUUCAUUAAACAGCGUGUUGCGAGUUUAAGAUUUAUCUUCAAAACCUUAGCAGUUGGAUCUUAUCUACAAGCAGAAUCUAUGUUUUGAUGCACAUUCCGUUUUGGCCAAGGUCAACAUUACCUGUCAAACUGGAUCUUUGUUGGAAACAAAGCACCCAGGUAUACAUGUUUAGAGACAGGCAAAGGCUCACAAUGUUUGCCUGCUGAUUUUCUCCUGCUAUUUUUAUCUGCAGCCACAAAACCCUGGCAUACUAGUGGCUCAGGAGGCAGAUGCCCACUUUACCAGCUCUCCCAUGAGAGAGAGAGAGAAAGACAUGGAGAGGGUGCAUGGGGUGAAAGGGUUUAGAAAGACAGUGCAAGGGGAAACCUUUUUUUAAAGCCGCUAAAAGAAUGUUAAAGAAAAGGUUCCAUGUAAUUAAAUUCUAUCAGUGCAGAUCCUUCUCUUUCGUUUUAAUUAGCAAUUUAUUCCUGUUGGCAAUCCGUGAACCUGUUAAACUGGUUUGUAAACCAAACGGAAAACAUUUCCCAUAUCUUCUACUGAAUAGCAGCCAAUCUGACAACAAGCAAAUCUUCUAAGUCUCAUAAAUAAUUGUCCGAGUACAUGGCCUCAGUUAAGAUUGCGAAAGGAGAAAUUAGAAAUCUCUAAAGGCGUAUUAUUGUGUGUUUUGUUUUUCCUUUAUAACAUUCUCAAUACCUGCUUAAUUUCUUUAUAUAUUUAUUAAUACGUUUCAUCCACCAAAUGUUUUACAGAAACCAUCUUUAUAUCAACUAAUACAGCUUCGUAUGUUCUGGUACUGUUCUAGAUGUUACCUUUCUUUUCUCUGUUUCAGAGCAAUGUUUACAUUUGGCUGAAUUUUUUUUUUCAAAUGUCUUCACUUUCUGCUUUAUCAAGUGCAGCAUGAUUAAGCUAAACACCUUUAAUGCUUGUUAUACAGAAGCAUUGGAGUCCGUGCUUCUCUCUGAGAAGCAUUUUGAUUGACCUAGUACAAGGGUAGGUGGCCUUCAGCACUCCAGAUGUUGUGGACUACAUCUCCCCUGAUGCUUGGCCAGCAUACUAGCUAUAAGAGCAUUAUGGGAGAUGUAGUCCAAAACAUCUGGAGUUCCAAAGGUUGGCUACCCCUGGCUUAAACAUUGAUUGCUGCACAUGUAUCCUGUAUACUUCUCCAAAAGAGGCACUAGAUUAGACAAAGAGCAUCUUCACUGAUCUCACAAAAUGGGUAUCAGAGAUAAAAACGUCAUGCUCUUGCAUUACAGGUAAAUGUAUUUGUUUUUUUUAACAAAGAGGGAUCUAAAUUAAACAUAGUAAGGGACACAUUUAUUUGCAAAGUGAAAUGGUUCUUUUAACAAUGCAAGGACUUGGGAUAUACAUCAUCAAACCCAUACAUUUCAGUCUGCAAUAACCUGCAAAUAGUUUGUAGUUAUCAUUUAUUGUAAAGUUAUAAAUGUUGGAUACAUUAUUAUUUAACGUGUACAGUCAUCAACAUGGAGAGAACCAGUACUCGAACUCUAUGCCUCUUUGUAGCUUCCAGUUUAUAUUGUGUGGUAAGGGGUCAUUUGUUUCCCUAGCCUCCACGGCAACGCAGCUGCUUAGAUUGGACAUUGAGGCAGAUCAAAGAAAAUCAGAGUUCUCAAACCUAGCUUUGAACUUGCAGAGGACCAAUAAACAGCUUACGUUUUCUUCAAGAGGUACCACUAGAGUCAGAUUGUCCUGGUGCCCUUUGUAGUAAGCUCUCCAAAUAGCUUUCCCUCCAGGCAGGUCACACAAGUAAUGAACGUGAGAAAACAUUGACGUAAUCCACAUUAAAGGAAAAGGGGAAAAAAAGUACAAUUAAUGGAUUACUUAUCGGUGUAUGUUUUCUCUGCACAGCGUCCAUGUACUCUGAGAUUCAGAGGGAAUCGCCCGACAUCGGAAGUAUUUUGGCACAUCCCGAUUACUUGGAAGGAAACCCGGAGCUUAUCAAGCCCAAAAAACUAGUUAAUCCAGUAAAAGCAUCGAGAAGUCAUCAGGAGCUCCAUCGAGAACUGCUAAUGAACCACAGAAGGUCAGAAUAUUAUUAUUUACCACAAAUCACAGUAGCUGUACUUUUACACAGGAGCCUGGUCGGCUGUGAGUUUUCACUUGUCGGCUUAGAAUGUGAAGCUAACCCUUUGCGUGUCGGUGAUACAUCAAUGGUGCACCCUCUUGACAGGCAUAUAUUAUUGAAACAUAUCCCUGCCACAAUCUUACCCAUUCCAGGCCCAAUUUAUAUUAAGCAAAUAUGGGGGGUUAUUAUGAUUAUUAUUGCCAUUUAUAUAGCGCCAACAGAUUCCGUAGUGCUUUACAAUUUUAUAAGAGGGGGGAUUUAACUAUAAAUAGGACAAUUACAAGAAAACUUACAGGAACAAUAGGUUGAAGAGGACCCUGCUCAAACGAGCUUGCAGUCUAUAGGAUAUGAAGUAUGAAUCAUCAACUCAUGUAAAAAGUAUUUUCCCCCUUCUAAUUAAAGCUGUUGAAAUAUAUUUUUAUGCAGAAAAAUCUACCUAGUUCGAUUAUUUUGGAUUAUUCCACUGACACCAUUAAAAUAAUUUGUACAAUUAAGAUUUCUGGCACGCAAUUUAUUUUUCACAUAAAACCCUACGGCACUACCAUUAAAACUUGUAAAUAAAAAUUUUUAAAAAAGCUUGUAAAAAUGUUUUUACAUGUUAUAUUUAUUGCAGAAAUUUGGAUUUAAUGCAACGUUUCUGUUUAAAAGUAUUUUUUUUCCUGAAACUCAGAUAUUUAGCAGAAAUAAUGUAACAAUUUCAUAUGGUUACACUCUGUUAAUGUACAGAGACUACGUGGUAACAUAUCCAGAUCACUACAUGAACUUGCCAAGUACAGUCUUGUAGGUCAGCAAUCCUGGAAUUCCUGAUUACACAAAAGCCCAUGGUUUCAUUUACACAAAAGGUAAAAGGCAGGUAAUGAGGUCACAAGGGAAUCCUGCCCGAACACUAACCUUUCUAUAUACUGCUACAUUCUCAUCACUUUGAGUUUCAAAUAAACUUUGCUUUGAGCUUUCUGAAGUCCUCUGAAAGGAAAACUUAAUAAAAUGCUAUUUAGAGCAUAUAUCUUAUUUACUGGGGAACACAACAAGCUUGACUUUUUUAAUGGAUUAAUAGUAAUACAUUAAAAUACAGAAGGUACGUACUUACAUUUAAAGUUCCUGAAUUUGUUUCACAUGCCCAAACUUUACAGCCCAAAGUUUGUUUGUUUUUUACUUGAUAAGUACAUCACAUUAGUACAUCAGGAACUAAAAAUGUACAUCUCCAUAGUCAGUUUUCCACAUUUCCCAGACUAGUGAAUAAGUCCCAAUUUUGUUUCAUAUGGAUCGAAUUUGGAUUAAAGAAAACAGUAAUUGGACACAUGUAUUGAAAUCAUACAUUAAUUUUAUUUAAAGGGACACUAUAGCCACCAGAACAACUACAGCUUAAUGUAAUAAUAGCUGUAAUAGCUCCCUUUAGGCAUUUUCAUGUGAACACUGCCUUUUCAGAGAACGGGCUGCGUUUACAUUGCCUCUAGGGACACCUCCACGUGGCCACUUCAGAUGGCCACUGGAGGUGCUUCCUGGCUCAGUGCUGCACAGUAAGCAGCCCUGCCGUUCAGCAUCCCCACACUCUGCAUGGAGACGCUGAAUUUUCCUCAUAGAGCUGCAUUGAUUAAAUGCAUCUCUAUGAGGAGGUUCUGAUUGGCCAAAACGGUGUUUGGCCCUGCCCCCUUGCUAAUUUUAGCCAAUCCAAUUCCCAAUCCAUGGGAAUGUUGUCACUUAGGAGCUAGGGCCAGCACCGGCAGACCCGUAGAGAGCUGAACUACGGUAAGUUUUAACCCAUUCUGAGUGGGCUAAAGUGGGGGGGGGCCAAGCCACCUAUAUGGUAGGUUUUCACAAUAGGGUCAGAAAUACAUGUUUGUGUUUCUGACCCUAUAGUAAUCAUUUAAAGGAACAAUCCAAGCAUGUUUACGGUGCCAGUAGUGCCCUAGUUCUUGGGAACAGUCAAAAAAAAUUCAGUGUGGCUUGACAACUUACAUUGGUCCCCUGGGUGCCACGUAGCCAUUUUGCAGGGGAAGCAAAAGAUUCCUGUAAAGUAAAGCCUGUGCAAUGCAGUACGGUGCUUAUUAACACUCAACUGAUGCUCUUAGGAAAUUAGUGCUGUCCUGCAUAACCCUGCUUAGCUCUGUAGAGAUAACCAUAAUAUUCUGCAGCAGAAGAAUAGGAUGCACUGCCUGUUGACCAAGCGUGGACAGUGGGACCCAGGUAAGAUGUCAAAAUGUGACCAAAAUGGUUUGACUACUUACUACUGGAAUGUGCCAGGGCACUCAUGGCUCUAUAAUUACCACAGCAGAAUUUACUGAUCAUGGAACUUGGAGUGUUCCUUUUAAAAACAAAAAGCAUUUUAACAGACUAAUUUGAAUUUCAAACAUUUCAUUUCAAAUAAGACUGUGGUUACAAAUCCUUCUGACUCAUAAUUCACUUGGGAUCAUUGCUUAAUAUAGCUGAGAACGUGGUUAAUGUCCUAAUUUAUUUAAUUUACUUUUGUGACGGAUCCUCGGGUAACCUAAGCUGGAUAAAUGUCUCCCCAACCACCACCCCUCUCUCAAAAGACUAAUUAUCACUCUCCAGCCUGUGCCUCCCAGCCCAACACCUAUUUCUAGCAGCUCCGGAAUCACCUUUCACCGGUCAGGGGGCUGCUGAACUAUGGUGCGCCAGACCAGGAGCAACCCUCAACUUUCCUGGAACUCUAAAGCGGAUUGCAGAGUCACCGCGGUCCGUUGAAACUUCAACCAAAGCACUCUCAGUCCAUACCUUAAUUUAACUCAUUAUUACAAAGGGUUUAGGCAUGUUACACCCAGGGGUGAACUAAAAACUCAUACGGCCCCAAGCAAUAGGAAAACAUGGGGCCCCCUUGUGCCCACAUACACACACCUCCUGUAUGUACAGUUUUGUGUUACAGAAAGGGUUGUAAUAUGGCGGUUAGGGGCUUUUGUUGGGGACAGGAGCUGUAGUGUGUGUGUGACCGAGGCUGUUUUGGAGUAAUAUGGACUGAAGUGGGGGCUUAUGGGUUGUAGUGGGGGUGAUAGGGAUUGUAACUGGGGGUAUAAAGACUGUAGUGUGAUGGUUGAGUUUGUUAGAGGCCCCUUUGUGCCCGCUAUACCCAUAUAAGUAUCGCCCACAUACACACACCUGCCACAUGUACAUCCUUAUGUUACAGAAAGGGUUGUAAUGUGGCAGUUAGGGGCUUUUGUUGGGGACUGGAGCUGUAGUGUGUGUGACAGGCGUUGUUGUGGAGCAACAAAAUAAAUAUUUAGUCGCAAUAUAUAAUGGAUGCCAUAGCCAUGUUUGAUAAAGAAAUGUAAUAAUGGGGAAUUUGUGUUCAGGUGAGAUAGAACUCUCACUGCAAAACAGUUAGCCGUAGCCUUUACUGGUACAUUUAACCAAUACUGAUAUAAACCAUCACAGCUAAUUAUUUGUUGGUUUUUUGAUGGGAUCGGCAAUAAAGCUGAGACAUUGGACACUUUUACGUUAUUUUUUUUGAAGUUUAAACAUUACAGAAUAAACAUUUUUAAAAAAUUAUUUAAAAAAUAUUGAGUAUUGUUAAUGUUUUAUUACUGAUCAAAGCUUUUCAAAAUAGGUAUAUAGACGUGUAUUUUAUGUACAUAUUUCUAAAGCAACGCCACCCUCUGCUGGCAAAAUAAUGCCUUACAGCUGGUUCUGAUUAUUAGGGAUCCUAAUUGAGUUUCAAGAUAAAGUUGAAGACGGCAGGAUUUACAUCCUAAAAUACUCCCUAACCCAUCAAAAGGCAUAUAAAUUAGUAUAAUGAAUUCCUUAACAUUGGAUAUGGCAAGCCAAAACCAGUAAUAUUUGUAAAACAUUAUAAACAUAAAAACAAACAAAAAAAACAAAAACAAAACAACAACAGUAAUAUUUGAGAGUUAUGAGUCAAAUUAAACAGCAUGGGAAAAUUCCACACAGCUUUCCCAAGCUGUGUAAAAUGACACAGAGCACAAUGAUUGGUUGGAUUUCAAGCCAAUCAAAGUGCUGUGACAGGUAAAUUUAGAGAAUUACCUGUCAUUCUCUUCAUUUACCUAUCAGAGUACUCUGGUUUGUUGGCAACCAAUCAGAGCGCACUGAGCGUACUUGCAGGGCGUGGGAAGGCUUUAUAAGCCUUUCCCCAUCCUGCGGAGCUUAGUCUGUGCCGUGCCCUCCAUGGGUGAAGAUGGAUUCUUUUUUAGUGUUGGGUUGUUUUUUCUGCGUAUUUUUCUUUUUUUUUGCACUCCGUUUAUUUUAUUUUCAAAGUCCGACGGGUAUUAUGGACUUUUAUUUGGCCUUUUUGGGGGCUGAAAAAAGAUUUUAGAAAAAAAGAAGACAUCAAAUGGUAAGUUAUUUCUUAUUUACAGGGAUUUAGUUUUAUUGUUCCCCCCUCAUUAUUUUUAGGGUGAGGGGGGUAGGUAGGGGUUUAUUAAAUUUUUUUGGGUGGAGGGGUGACUAGGGGCUUGGAGACCCCUAGUCACUUGGGGGUGGUUAACAUUUUCAUUUAGGGCCCCCACACACCGCUCAUCGGUGGGGGCCGAGGCGGAGGACAAUAGGUCCCCCCAUUUGUUAUUUUGGGCCCCCACACGCUGCCCUGGGGUGGGGGCUGGGGGGAGGACAAUAGGUCCCCCCUAUUGUUAUUUAGGGCCCCCACCCGCCACUCAGGGGUGGGGGCCGGGUAGGUGAGGACAAUAGGCCCCCCCUUACUGUUAUUUAGGGCCGCCACCUCCCGCUCAGAGAUGGGGCCCAGGGGUAGGACAAUAGGUCCCACCCUAUUGUUAUUUAGGGCCCCCACCCACCUCUCACAGGUGGGGAUCAGGGGGAGGAAAAUAGAUCCCCGUUAUUGUUAUUUAGGGCCCCCAGCCAUUGGUCAGGGGUGGGGGCAGGAGGGAAGGACAAUAGGUCCCCCCCUACAUUUUCAUUUAGGGCCCCCACCCGCCGCUCAUGGGUGGGGGCCGGUUGUCGGGUGGGAGGAUAAUAGGUGGAAGUCCUAAAUUACAAUAGGGGGGAUUGUAAUUUAGGACUUCCACCUGCCGCUCAUGGGUGGGGAUGGGGUGGGGAGGACAAUAGGUCCCCCCCUCCAUUUUCAUAUAGGGGGGAUAAUAGGUCCCCCCUAUUGUAAUUUAGGGCUUCCACCUGCCGCUCAUGUGUGGGGAUGAGGGCUGGGGGGGACAAUAGGUCCACCUUUCAGUUUAAUAGCCCCCCACUUGCAUGGCACGGGUGGGGGCUUGGGAGGGGGGGGAUAUUAGGGUUUUUCAAUUUUUUUUUUUUUUACAUUUUAACAAUUAUAAACAAAUCUGUUUACUAGACAUGUCCCUACUCGCGGCAUACUUUACUUAGUAUUAGUAAAUUUGGCUGAAAGUCCAAUUUAGGUCUUUCAACCUUUUGGUAGAUAGCUCCCUAAUACCGUGGGAAUUAGGGAGUUAUCUACUAAGCGGCUGCAAGAUGCAGCCAUGGCACAAAUAGGAUCAGAGUUUCAUUCAUUCAAAUGAAAUUCCGAUCCAAACAAAGUCCCGAAAUGUGUCCGUACAUGAAUGAACAAGCUGUUCUCAUUCUGUUAGGACGAAAUUCAGUGGUGUCGUCAGCGUUCUGUCUAAAUGACAGGACGUUCGGGAAUACUGACAGGAAGCAUCACGAGAUCGCAGAUCAAAGGUGAGAAUUGUGGGCACACUUUGCUCCUCCGCUGGUCAGAGAUGGUCAGUAGUCCCUACUUUGUCUUAUGUUUUAAAGAAAACUAGAGCAGAUAGUAAGGAACAGACAGCAGAUCCUGAGAGAGGGAGAGAAGAGGAAUUGAUUAAAAAGGUAAGUUUGGUAUGACAGUGCCGCUUUAAUAAGAGCGAGGGAGGGUGCAAACUCCGUCCAAAGGAGCAAAUUGUGCCUGGAGAAUUUAUAAUCUUGGUCCGCAGGAUGCCCAAUGUGUGGGUGCGGUAGCUGACUGCCACUUGGGAAGUUGGGAAAGGGAGACAUGUAAGAAGAGGGAGAGAUGCAUGGAAAGACGAGGGAGGAGAUAUGGAAGGAAGUAGGUAAGAGAGACAAAGAAGGAAGGGGAGGAGAGAGACUUGGAAGGAAGCGGGGGGAGAGGGACAUGGAAUGUAUGGGGAAGAGGGACAUGGAAUGUAGGGGGAAGAGGGACAUGGAAGAAGGGGGGAGAUACACAUGGAAGGUCGAGGGAAGAGAUAUGGAAGAAGGGGGAAGAGGGACAUGGAAGGAAGUAGGUAAGAAGGACAUGGAAGGAUUAUUUUGUUGAAGUAGGUAAGAGGGACAUGGAAGGAAGGGGGGAGAGUGACAUGGAAGGAAGGGGGGGAGAUAGAAAUGGAAGGAAGGGUGGAAGACACCUGGAAAAAAGGAGGAGACACAUGGAAGUGGCCGACUGCUCUUAAAGCAAGCUUUUCCAAUGUGAGAUGCUGUAAGUUGGCAUGUGGGAAGUGAUCCCUUACUGUCCAGCCUUACAUACAGGCUCUGGAAGAGCUGGGACAGCACUAAGUUUAUACCCUCCAAAAAAUGUCCCAGCAGAUCUGCCUAAACUACAGUGGACACUAUAGGGACCUCUAGUGGCUUCAAUCAGGACUACAUAAAUGAAUCUUCUACAGGCACACUCCAAGAACCAAUACAACUUUAACCCCUUAAGGACACAUGACGGAAAUUUUCUGUCACGAUUCCCUUUUAUUCCAGAAGUUGUGUCCUCAAGGGUUUAAAGGACUUCCUCGUACACAAUAACAACGUCAUCUCAAUUAGGUUAUUGUGCCAGGAGGUCCUGGGUGCUGUUUUGCCUUAAGGGGUUAAACCAUUCAUUAAACUUUCAAAGACAGUACCAGUUCACUUUGCCCAACAAAUUCCUUCAGAAGUGUGAGACUUUAAUCGGGAAACCUCAGACUGGGCAACGUUGAUAAGUGGGGAGUGUAGACUGAUGCUCUCAGUGUACCACUAGCUCUUCAUACACAAAACUGAGGAAAAAAGAUGCGUACCUUGUUAUCGUGCCCAGAUUGGUCUUUUAGUGCAUUAAUUUGCUUUAUUUUUAUUUUUAUUUAUUUUUUUGCUAUGCUCAAAUCUUUAUAAAUGUUUUGCAGAAUGAUGUACUAUAAGCCUGUCUCCUUACCCAAACUCCCUGUAUCCCAGAAAAAGAGUUCUUUAUUAACCACUGACAGCACUGAGACCAUUAACCCAAGCCCCUAAACAACUUCUGUUAAACCGUUUAACAGAGUGUCCCCACUUUUGUCACUUCAGAAACAUUUCAAGAGUAGUUGGUACUUUUACAAAGUGGCAUGGUAGCCCCCUCCCAGGUAUCAGACAGCUAGCAGCCCUUCCUCAAUGCUUUGUGCACCAGUACAAAGCAGAAGGCUAUGUUUCUCAUAGAGACCUAUUUACCUGCAUAACAACAUAUACCUGUAUCUUUCCCUUAGAGGUUUGGGGAUUGACAAAAAGCCAGAGUUGCAGCGAGUCCUGGAACAUCGGAAGAGAGACAAAAUCAUUCAACAGAAGAAAGAAGAGGAAGAGAUUAAGAAGCUGCAAUCUCCAUUUGAACAGGAGCUUUUAAAGAGGCAACAGCGGCUUGACCAGGUAACCCAACACUGGCAGAGGAUUGUUUGUAUUUUGUAGGAGUGUUUUUUUCAAAGAACAAUGAAGUUGUUUGUUUGUUUUUUGCUUUGUUUUGUUUUUAAGUGGGGCUUGCCAUGCCUGUUUCACCUCAGUAAGGUGAGAGACAGCGACCUAACAAAAGCAAAGACAGGGGGAUAGGCAUAAGGCUAUCUUAAGGCAUAAGGCUAUCCUAGCUAUAAGAUAAGGCCAGGGACUAAUGAAAGUAUUUAGAAAAUUGGGCAGACUAGAUGGGCCGAGUGGUUCUUAUCUGCCGUCGCAUUCUAUGUUUCUAUGAGGCAUAUUACCUGACGUUAAAGUGGCUAGGCUAACGUAAAAGUAGAACUAUGAAAUAUCUGGACUAGACUAAGGGAAUGCUACAAAUCAGGAAAGGAACAAAAUCUGAAAAAUACAAUAUACACGGUACCAGACACAGGCAGGUACCAGGAAAAUGGAAACGAAGGAGUACUUGAGACGGGUAAGUGUCAGGAACAUGGAGAAGGGUAAGUUCAGUAAACAAGCCAGAGACUGGUAAACAGGCCAGGUAGUCCGACACAAAGGCAGGAGUGCAGAAGGGUAGUCAAGGCUAGCGGGGUCAAAAGAAAAAAAAACACAAAGUCAAAGAAGAAGUCUGGUAUUGUGGAGGUACAGGAAACAUGGCGCACAUAUGGUGGUUUUGUCCAAAAUUAACCAGAUAUUGGAUGAUGAUUCAUGAUUUCAUUAUUAAAGUGGACAAAUAUAUAGGUAUCUUGGCAUCAGAACUAGCACUUUUUAAUAAAUUCCCGGAGUCUGUUGCAAAAAUUGACAAAAUAAUUAUAGGCCACAUCCUAAUCGCAGCUACUUCAUGUCUACCUCGAUACUGGAAGUCUAAAAAUGUACUUACACGUAAAGAAAUUUUGACCAUGGUAUUAGGUAGUAAAGCAAACAAAUUGUCUUAGAGAAAGAAUACUUUAUGUGCAAACCAUCAACAUAUUUGGGAAAAAUGGGAAGAAGAUAUUAAAAAAAACUUAUUGCUUAUAGAAUAUAGAUUGUGUUAAGUUCAAAGAUGUAUAACUACUGUUUUGUACAAUAUUCCAUAUGUUUAUUUCUAUGGAUGGAUCCCCUUUCCUAUUUCCAAGUUUCUCUUCCCUUUCCUUCCCCGAAUAUUAUGUUUAACUAUUCUUUAUUAUUUGUUGUGUAAUACAUUAUAACCUUAAUACAAAUUAUUUGAAAAAAAGAAAUCUGGUUACAGGUGUUUUUACAGUGGUGGUAUUUCCAAUGAAGGAACACUUGCUCUGUAAAGGGCACCCGUCAUGUUCCAACAAGACUGGUGUUUGUCUAUCUUGCGCCCUAGGCAAGACCAGCUAUAUGCAUUAAACAUUUUAACACGAUAUAUAGAACUUUUAAUGCCUUAGAAAAUUAUCUGAAUAAAUGUGUGUGUUAUACUUAUGUAUAUAUCUUUUUCUUUUUCAUUUAGCUUGAAAAAGAACAAGAAGCUGUUAAAGAAGAUGGACACGCCCCAGAAUUUAUUAAAGUUAAAGAGAAUCUGAGGAGAACAGCCACCUUACAAGAGAGAGUGGAGUAGACUCUGCCACGCCUGUAUUAACAUAUCCCUUUACCAAGCAGGCUUUCUUCACUGUACUCGUUUAACGUUACAGCUAAGUCUUCUGGUGGAUGUAUCCUAAUCACAUGUACUCUGGCAGGAAGCCGAUUCCUGGGUUUGUGCUCCAUAAGGAUGCUUUAACAUUUCCUUAUCGCUGCGUUAGUACAUGAUGCUUACUUUUAGCGCCAAGUGGGAUAACCUGUUUCGUUAAAUGGAUCAUUGGGUUUGUCGCAGAUUGUGGUAUCUUUGUCAUAACGGACUGUUUACAGUAGACCUUACAAGCCAUGUGGUGUGCAUAUGCUUUUUAUAUGUCUCAAAUGAAAGGUCAAACAAGCCUUCUAUGUAGGAACCAAUUAAAAUUCUCCUGCAGAAGACAAGUAGAUGCAACCUAAUGAAGAUGCAGCCGGCAUCCACACGUUUAGAGGAAGAUAAAUGGACUGGAGCAAUCUAUACAGUUAUUUUUUAAUAGCCCGUUAUGAAUAUGAACUGGUGUUACGUAAAAGUGCAAAAAGAACUACUGAUAUUGAGUCUACCACAUGGUGUGUGAUCACCAUCACCAUACAUGUGUGAAGAUAGCUAGCAUGUGUGAUGAGUUUCUUCAGUCUGUUGGUCUCAGACUUCCUUUGCCAUAAGGCUGCCAAUUCGGAUCAAAAAUCUAACUAUCACAUUUUAAACUCAGCUGAUCAGAACUUCCCUAAGAAUACAUUCUACCUUGGAGUCCUAAAAUCCUAUUUAACAGAUAAGUGGUCUUCAGUUGUAACUAUGUCCUCAUAAGGGUGGCCAGGUCGCCUGCUUUUAAACUCCGUUUUAUUUUUUUAAGGGACAGUUCUACAUUGAGCUAAAUUAGUCUGUAAACACAUAAAAAAACGUAUAGCGGCUCUUCACAAAAAUACUGUUUUAAAGAUUAUUUUCUGAAUGACUUUGUCUGCAACAGUUUAUCUAUGGUAGAAGAAAUUUACACUUUUCACUUUCUGAAAAGUAAAUUCCUGGUUUCGUCCCAUCAUAAUUCUUUAUAAAGCAAACAAAGAGACAGGGUUAAAAUAGAGGUUAACAAUCAUGGGGAGGACUCCAUCAAGGUCAUUCAACUCAUAUUUUUUAUUUUUAUGAUGGGCAGACAUUUGAGGGUGAUAAACUAGUUGGAUCUGUAUAAGUAAUUAGGUUUUCUACUGAAGUUCCUUUGUAUUAGAGAAAUAUAUGUUGUAUUUGACUUAAAAAAAAAAAUCUCUAAAGAGAACGACUUCUGAGGCACAAUUUGUAGCCAGUGUCCAAAUAUGAAUUGUAUUAACCAGUUAUAUAAAAUUAUACUUCAAAACAGUUCAGGCCUGUCACACUGACAAAAUGUGGUAUUAUCAACUCACACACAAAUACAUAUACACCCACAGCCAUCAUGAUUUUUUUAUUUAUCUUUAUUCAUUAUUAGGAAAUAGAGAUGUACACGUAUAUAUCAAAUAUAACAUUUAAUUGAAUGAUGUAAGCAUUAGAACAAUUAACAUACUAUGUAAUGUAGGCCUAGACAUUGGGCACACAGGACCUGUGUCACGUGGUCUUGACUGAUGGCCAACUGAGGAGAUAAAUGGAUCUACCCAGCUGGCCCUGUGAAGUAGUCAACUUGCAGCUUCCGGCUUGCACACCAGCGAGCCAGUUGCAGCUUCCUACUGUCCGUGUUGCUGCUGCUUUUUGGGCACGAUCAGAGGGAGUCAUAGAUGCCUCUGCUGCUUACUUUAUGGAGCUCUGAUUAUUCAGUUUGAAACAGAAAGCAGUACAGGUCUCUGUAAUUCCCACACAUUAUGCUUAUGCAGCAACAAAGACUUCUAGUAAUAUAAUGUAUGUUCACAGUUAUACAUUUAUUUACUACCUAUAUUUAGAGCGCAUGCUUUCAAGAUCUCCUUCAGGCACGAAUAUUAUAAAAUCAACAAGGGAUACUCGGGUCUUGAGAAUGUGCACUCGUAUGGAAGCGAAAAAGAUUGCUGUAAAAAGGAACUCCUUACAAAAUAAAGAAAUGGGAUUAUUCUUAUUUGCACCUUAAAAAAAAAUACAGAACAACCUAUUUAAUUGAACAAAAAUGAAAAUAAUGAGUGAAAAUUAACAUAAAAAACAUUUUAAAAGAGCUCCACCGUAUUUAUCUUUUAUGUAUCAUGAAAUAACAUGUUAAAAGAACGUCACCAUAUUUAUUUAGCAAUGAGAUUGGCCAACAUAAUAAAAUAGUUCUAUUUUGUUAAGUUUAUGUGCAGUUACGAAAUGUAUUUGUGACUUGCUAGUCCAUGCCUUCUUAACUAUAGUUAACCUCCUUAACCAUAGUUCCCCAACCUUACUCUUCUUACCUCCUUUUUAUUUGUAGAUAACAUGGUUCCACAAUACUGGUAUUACGAUCUAGUUGUGUCAAUUCAAAAUUUGUUUUGAUAAACCAGUUCGUGGGUCAAGCAGCAUUGUUUGCACCCAUGCAAAUUCUAUUGAUCUGAAAGUCUCAUCUAUGAAUUAGUUUUUUCAUAUAUACAAUAUAACCCAUUUGAAAAAUGACCAUCAUUUGCUUGUUCACCAAGAGUUAGGGCCAUGAUUUUCAUCAGACAUCCUAAAUGAUUACUUGGCGCUGAAAAAUACAUUCCUGUUUAAUUAUAGGUUUAGGAGUAUCUUAAUAUGUUCACUGCAGGACAUUACAUUAUGUAACCUACCAAAGUAUAUAUUCAUGUGAGUGCACCCAAGGAUGCUUCUUGCCUGGGGAACCACAUUUUUGAAGAUUUUUAAUGCACUUACUAUAUGGGCAAAAACACAAAAUCCAGGCAGGUCUCUAAUUACAGGUGUUCUUCCUGUCUGGAAUGCCACGUAAAAAUAAAAUGUAACAUAAUCUAGCACUUGUUGGGUUUGAUGUGACACGACUCUCUAGUGUUACACCAUGUUCUUUAAAAGAAUUGGCAAUCUCGAAAAUUUCUUAAUAGUAUGUGCGUUGUGAGUGUUCAGACAAAGCAAUUAUUCUAAUUUUUUAAUGACUUCUUACAAAGAGAAAGAUGAGUCACAAAUACAAUAGGCUGGUUCAAAGUGUCCCUUUAUCAAAAUAUAAUUAUAUCAUUUAAAACACAUAAAACAAUAAAGAACAUAGAGCCACACUCAGGCUGUAGGCGGAACUACAGCGAUCGUUUUUGUAACUACAACUAAGGCAUUUCUGCUAUACCAAGGAACCAUAUUGCUUAAAUAGGACACUACACUUCAAGUAGAAAUGGAACGCUGGAGAGUUCAUGCUGCCCAAUAGAUCCAUGUACCAGCUGCAGAGUCCACAUACAGAAAACCUAAUUUUCAAAUGGACUAGAUCUAAGCUUCUUAGUAAAUGCAGUUUAACUCAAAGACUAAUGAUCUACACAGCCGCACAAUUAAUGCUACUGUUGGUGUUAUAUUGAUACCAGCGUUCUCAAGAGGUAAUAUAGCUUACAAUCAAACACUUGUAUGAGGCAUGCAAGACACACAACCUUUAACUGACCUUCAAAUUGUUCCUGUUUAAUUCUGCCUAUUCACUUGUUAUUGAUUUUAUCUUUGCGUUCUGCAAUUAAGUACGUUAUCCGCAGACAUAUUAUAUUCCCUGUGUUUCAUCAAUCAAUACAUUUUAAAAGUCAAGCAUCACAUGAGAGACUGAACCUUUAGCACAAUAAUCAGGGUCAGACAAAUCAUUUUAGGUCACGAAGGGGCGAAAAUGAAGGCACCACAUGGUUCACAACCCCCUUACCCACAUUAUCAGAGCAUUUGUUAACAUUUAACAAAAAAUAUAUAUAUUUCUAUAAAGUCCUUAUUUUUAUAUAGAUAUAUAGUCCUUUCUAAAAGUAGGUAUCCUACCGAAUGGCUGGCACUUGGCACUGAAAGUGUUAUUUUGACUCGCAUGUCUCACGAAGGAUAGUUAUACUUAGGAAAAGUGUGUUACUUAGGUGCCUUAUUGUAUGGCUGCAAAAAAAUAUAUAUAUAAUAGAUGGACAUAUUUUUCAUCAUCUUUUUACUUUGAGUCCCAUUUUAUUUUUAUUUAUUUUUUGGUUGUAGAAAGCAGGCAUGUAUUAGUCAUAUACCACUUGUCAUGGGGGCUUGUCACUUCACUGCAUAACAUGAACAUGAAUUACUUUAAUUAGUUUCCACACAAAUCUACCAGCUUAUAUUGUAACAGGGUAUUCAUGAUGAACAAACAAAAAAAUCUCUGCUGCUAAUGAAUGCCCCAUCCCAUGCAACAGCAACGUAAACAGUGAUUGGUUUUUAUUAUUAUUUUACGGUCCUUCUCUUCUUGUACAAAUGGCAAUGUUUAGUUGUUGAUUAAAAAGACGCUGACUGGAAGUACCCCCUUACUUUUUUCAAAGCAUGAUAGUAUUUGUUAACAAACAUGCAAACAAUAAAAAGAAAAAAAAAAUACAGGUAAAAACUAUAUUCACCUCUAAAUAUUUAACCCCUUAAGGACCAAACUUCUGGAAUAAAAGGGAAUCAUGACAUGUCACACAUGUCAUGUGUCCUUAAGGGGUUAAAGAUGACAGCACUUGCAGAGGUAAAAUCUUCCAGCAGAUAAAUCCCACUCACACCAGAUAGAUGUUUCACCAAGAGGGAGCCUCUCAUUCAAGUCUGUGAACUUUUUCCUUAUCCCGUAAACUGCUGUGUAGUUCAUAUCUCACAAGUGUCCCUAUUUAGGAGGAACAGUCCCUAUUCUGGACCCAAAUCCCCCUGUCUAUCUUUUCUAUCCAAAUCCAAAUGUCCCUCUUUUCUAUUGUACUCACAGCAAUGUGUCUUUAAACUACAAUAAAUGUGAUUAGAAAUCAGUCUGUGUAAAUAAGAUACAUUGCUCUUGUUCUAAAAUUACAUUUUAGUUUUAUAAAUUGUUAUUAGUAAGUCACCUAAAAUUUCUCAAAACAGCCCUGCCCCUGGACACACCCUCACUCGUACCCCUAAAAUUAAAAUGUCCCUCUUUGACAAUUUGAAAUGUUGGGAAGUUUGGUAGUUUCGUCUGGAUUUAGUUUUGUGACUGAAGCUAUAAGAGGAGGAGAUGGGCUUGCCCCAUGAACAAGCCAGGAGUAAGGACUGAGAACCAGGGGGUAGUGUUAUAGCCACAGCAAAGUUUUGCUAUUAUAAAGUGCCGUGUGCAGAGGAACUCUAUGAUCCAUGGUCUAUGCAAACAGCAUAAACCAUUUUGAUGCCUAGAGAGCUUUUAACAUUUUUCUAAUAAUAUCAUCCUACAGCAUCUCCUUAAAAAAAAAAAUCUGAAAGGACACUGUAACAUAAAUUUAAUGCUUAAUGUUUAGGACCUUAUAAAUAUUUAAGUUCCAGAAAAGGAAGUACAUUAUUUAUGGUUAUAUUGUAUCUAUAUAGAUCAUAUUUCAAGAAAGAGAACUUAAUGGACCACACCAAAUUCCAUAACCACUAAUCCACGCUAAAGAGUUUAUUGUACCAGGAGUGCCCUGGUGAGCCCCAUGGUAAGUAUUCAAGCUGUUUUACAAUAGAUUGACUACUUACCUGAGGUUUGCCAGGCACCUCUUUACACCUCCUCUCAGGAGCUUCGGACUCAGAGACAGAAGCUCCUUUUUAGGAGUUUCUGUUGUGUCUCUUGAGCAAGGCCCCACAGUGCAGGAAGACUUGGACAGGGCACCAUUGAUAGGCUGAGAGCAUCAGUUGACAUUAUAAGCCUAUCAGUAGCUCACCAUUGAGAAAAGACAGUGAAAAGGAUACGUACCAUUUUCAGUGUCUUUACUCAAGGGGACCUACUGAUAGAUCAAGAGUCUAUUCCGAUGAAGUUGCUAUGGUGCCCCGUAUAUUGAAGCCGAGCUAUGGAUUAUUUUUCCCAGAGAUUAUGUUGUAUUACAUUAUACAAUAGAAUCCAAGCCCCACAGGAUAAACGUCUGAAGGGUUUAUUUCCCUACCUAGAAAUUGGACAACGAAUUGGAAAACACCAAUCUACUACAAGACUUAUUUUACGAUCUCUUGUUUUUCAUGGGUUUAGAUAUUUAGUAGAAAGGCUUUACUGUUGGGGAUCUGUUUUCUCAAGGAAUAUCAUGGUUCGAAUAUAAAGCCUAACGUUCUUGUUUAUACUAUACUUUCAGAUCUCGUAUGAUUUUUUUUUUCUAUUGAGAUGUGUUUUGUAGUAUUGUUUAUAAGAACCUUAUUCCACAUAUGGCUGUUUAUCUUCCUUUUUUUAAUUUUAUGAUUUCUUGUGGCUGAUAAACAAAUGUGUGACUUCAGUAAGGGUAGAUUGGCAUUAAUCUGGCCACUCAUUUCUUGAAACACUAAUUUUCAACAAUGGAGGACAGUCCUCCUAGACUGAGACACAUGGUAGAUCCGAUACAAAAUGUGAAUUGGAACUCCCCUUUGUCUAUUGUCCAAAUUCAAUGGUCAAUCUGACCACGGACUGUGGUUUUACUGCCAAUGUUAAUGUUAACAUAAAAGAGUGGGGUUUUAGUUGAUCAAUGUAUUUUUUUAUCUGCACGUUUAUUAAUGCGUAUUUACAUGUGUUGCUUUGCUCUGAAUUUAUCCAAGUUAAUAUAUGUAAAUACAAUGUACAAAGAUCCGACUUAACAGAGUUCUAGAUCACUGGAAUAUAUGGUUUAUAUUUUUGUGUGUUUAUGUAAAUAUUCUGCUAAUGAAAUGGAAUCUAGAACCCAGGUAUCAAAGCUGGAAAAUAUUAAUCAAUUAUUGAAGCUAUUUUCAUAUUUAAAUGCACCUUAUUAUAUGUGACACUUUAUUAAGUAUAGCAUAAUAACAUGAUGUACUAAAUCAGGGAAACCAUAUGCACACUGGAUUUUAGGUUUAAGGAUCUGUAUUUUGAUUUUAAAAAUGGAUAUGUCUCUGGGGAAUUUACACCCACUGUCUUUCCAUCAAACCCUUUAUCUUUAAAAUAAGGUACUGAUAUGUAUUCUUCAUAAUAUGCUUAUUUAGUAUCAUAGAUCCUAUUGAAAUACUCAUGUAUUUAAUUUCUAAACAUUAUAAUUCUAGUGAAGGUUACUAAACUAUCAGAGAUAUUCAUUAAAAUUGUGAUUUGUCGGGAAUCAAUCAGGAAAAUGUAAUUUAAGGCCAAAUUAGCCAAUAUGGGGAACAGAAUUAAAAUAUUCAACUCAGCUAUUUUCCCACUAAGCAUCAUAACCACUAUAAUUUAUUGUAGUGGCAAUGGUUCUAGGAGUGCUUUGAUGCUUUACCAUUAUAAGAAGUUAAACCAUUUAGAUCAGUUUGACUUCUUACCUGACAACUGCACGGUACUACUCUCUGCCUUGACUUCUAACAUUGGAGAGCUGGAAGCACCUAAGAAGGAACUUCUGAUAGCUCUCUUGAGAUAAGCCAUGCACUUCACUGUUAAACCAUUGGAAAUUAUUUAUUGGUUUAAGGGAACAUGACACCAGGGGAAUCUGGGCACUAUAACAUUCAGUCAUUGACAUGAAGUGGGAACUGUGCUUGCAGUGUUUCUUUAAUACUCUAAGACACUCUAAUAUCCCUUUCACUGGGUUUUAAGUUAUGCAUUUAAAAUCAAUAUUUUUGAUCAUAGACAUCUUAAAUGGUAACAAGGAAGUAUAAUUCUUUUUUGUGAGGUGUUAAAAAUUAAAUUAAAUGUAGAAAUCCACACAUAUCUCCUGGAACUGGACACAAAUGUCUUAGCUCUUCGUCAAUCUUGUUGCCCUUUUCUGCCAUCAAACAUAGUUAGUAGAGGAGGAGAAAAAAAACAAAAUUUUUCUGUUCUCCUUUGCAUUGUGUGCACUGGUUGUGCUUGGACUGAACUGGACUGCAUACCUCCAAACAUUUAUUGGGAUUAAAUUGGGAUUGGUGGGUGGGCAUUCAGAGCAGCAUUGCCAAUGACACUACAUAUUACAAUGGUGAUGCCCAUAUUUGGUGGCUUCUCAAAACAAAGUGUGUGGGCCCACCUAUGUUAGGGGUGUACCAGCCUGUCGUCAAGCAUGCUAGGCUGAUAGACAACAGCCCAGCAGGCCCCUAACAUACAGGACUAUGCAGAGAGUGCCACUGAUGCUUUCUCUGCAUGGUCCUAAUUGCCGUCCCACAAUAAAAUCUAAUAUAUUGUUAGUGCUGUGCUGCCUGGAAACAGUUUCCUGGUGUCCCUGAAUGUGGGACACCAGGGAUCAAUAUUGAGAUGGCAGGAUUGGCACACAUUGCACUGAAGGAAUAGAAAUAAAACUUUUGGUUUCUUUUUCUGCACCUCCAGAAAUGCGUAAAACCAUGAGUGACAAGAAGUCACAAUUUAGGCAAUUUAAAUGGUAUUGCUUUUUAAAUUUAAUUCCAUUUUUCAGAUCUCAAAACACAUAUUAGUUAAAUAUAGGAAACAAGUUAACAUUAGUGUGAUGGUUGGUGAGUGUGGUCUCUUUACCCAUCCAUACCCCUGCAUUAUUCUAAUUUUGUUUCUGUAUAAAGUCUAACGUUUAUUUCAACUAUUAUGUUAAUUUUCAUUUUGGAUACAAACAUUACAAAGACAAUGAAAUAUAAAUCUAUUUAAGAAACCAUGAUUAAAUGAGAUGUUUGUGGCUCUUUAACAUUAUUGUCUCUGACUUUUUUUAUGUACCUACCACUACCUUGAAGUUAAUCCCACUUUGUGUUUUUCAUUUUUUAUGGACACUCGAAAAUGUUAAGUUACAGUAUAUUCAUGUUAAAUCUCUUCUGAAUUUUAGAUGUAAUCUCAGUUGGGAAUUUUUGUGGCUUAUUUUAAAAAGAUAAAUUAUUAAAAUAUGUGAUGUUGAAGGCAGCAACAAUGAAUGUUAAAAAUAAUUUGUGUUGAUUUUUCUUUCUUUUUUUGCUUUAACUGUGAAAACAUUUCUG